Molecule: messenger RNA, 62355 nt
Organism: Pelobates cultripes (western spadefoot toad)
Lineage: Eukaryota; Metazoa; Chordata; Amphibia; Anura; Pelobatidae
Source: the annotation of a GenBank genome assembly
UUUUUUUGCUCAAAAUUUUGAGAGGACUGUGUCAACGAAUAUACUCAUUGUCGUAGCUUAUCCGUUGAACUUAGAAGAGUGUCUCUUGAAAUAUAAUUUGUGGUAUGUAAUUUACAAUUUUACAUUUCUUUAUUAAGAUGAAUUAACUUUUAUGUAUUAUGAUUUGCCAUUUAACACCUAUGUUGUGUUGCUAGAUGAUUAUAUAAUGACAUACGUAUAUGCUUAUGCUACCGCUCUUUUAAUGAAUGCCACUUCUUGAGAAUGCCUACCCGCUCAUUCUCAUAUUUUUUUAUCGAUUUAGUUUGAUAUAGAUAUUGCACUUAGUGGCACUACCACUAAACACAUUAGUGAGUAUUAUUCCAAAAAUAUUAAGUGGACACCAAACAUAACAAUUGUGUUUUAUCAUGUAAUAGAACGGAGUAUUACUUCUAGCAUGGAUGGACCUUUUAAUAAACCUUGAUGCAACGCAAUAGGAACUUGAAUAUAAACAGUUUUUUAUUCUAAAGUGACAUUUAAGUAGAGGAGCAAAAAUAUUAAAUAUACAGCCAAUAAGUCCUGAUGGAAAUCGUGAGUGAGAAUAUCUUCUCUGCAAAGUACAUACAAUAAUAAUAAUAGUAUUAAUUUAACAUAUAACAUGAUAAUGAUUAUUUUUAGCAUUUAUAAACAUUUAUAAAACACCAGCAUGCUCUGCAGAACUGUACAAUUGGAGGGGUGGGGGAGGAGGGGGAGAGUACAAUAUGCACAGACAAAUACAAUAGAUAGAGAGUGAGAUCUAACUAUUAAAGUUCUUUUAUACAAAACUUGUAGCUACAUAGCCUGGGAGGCUACAAUCUAAAGAUUAAAAUGGAGAGCUGAGAGAAGAGGUAGCAGGGGAACAUGGAGGUGAUCGCAAGAAGAAUUAAAGGAUAAUUGCAGCCACUUACAAAAUGCACUUAUGAUGAGAAUGGAGUUGCAGGUUUUCAGUACCUUCAGGUCAAUACAAUGUUAAACAAAAAUCUGUUAAACAAAGAGCUGAGAGAAGAGGUAGCAUUGGGAAUAUGGAGGUGAUCGCAAGAGAGAAUUAAAGGAUAAUUGCAGCCACUUACAACAUGCCAAGGGAAUCAGGAGGUAAUUGAGUGAGACCUCAAGCAGCAGGGGAUGUAUGCUAUAAAGUAAGAAGAAGUUCUUAGAAUUUUAUUUUUUCUGUUAAUGUUUUGAUAAGUGGGAGUAGGCUUCUGGCCUGGAAUGUAGAUAAGAUACCGUUAGAUUACAUUAUUUAUUGCUAAAUUGCUAGGAGGGGUCUUAAUGGAAAGAGAGGGGAUGGGUACAGCAGUCAUUUAUUGCAUCAGAUUGAAAAGAUUACCAACCAAAUUCAAUCACAUGCAAUAUUAAUAAGUAUAUGUGCAUGAAAUAUCUAUAAAAUAAGAUCACUGAAAAUAAAAUAGAAAACAGCAAUAACAGAAAAUCACAGCGGUAAGCUACAGGUACAGGUGUUGACAAUGUUAUAGUAAAAAUAAUAUUAUGGUGACAAAUGGUAGAUUAAAUUAACACGUCUGUCAGUACCUAAAUGUUUACUGGGUGAAAUAUAUAGUUACAUAGCUGAAAAGAGACUUGCGUCCAUCAAGUUCAGCUUUCCUCAGAUAUGUUUUUGCUGUUGAUCCAAAAGAAGGCAAAAAACCUAGUCUGAAGCGCUUCCAAUUCCAAAAAUUCCUUCUUGACCCCAAAAUGGCAGUCAGAUGUCUCCUUGGAUCAAGCAGCUAUUACCCCACUAAUUAGAAAUUAUAUCCCUGUAUGUUAUGUUUUUGCAAGCAUUUAUCCAAUUGCAGUUCAAACAUCUGUAUAGACUGACAAAACCACCUCUUCAGGCAGAGAAUUCCAUAUCCUUAAAAAAAACUUUUCUUUGCCUUAGAUGAACUCUCCUUUCUUCCAGCCUAAAUGUGUGACCUUGUGUCCUAUGUAUAGCCCUGUUUAUGAAUAGAUUUCCAGAUAAAGGUUUGUACUGAUCCCGAAUAUAUUUGUAUAAUGUUAUCAUAUCCCCUCUCAGGCGCAGUUUUUCCAAACUAAACAGAUUUUUUUUUUUUAACCUUUCUUCAUAACUAAAAUGCUCCAUUCCUUUUAUCAAUUUUAUUAGCUCGUCUCUGGAGUUUUUCUAGUGCCAUGAUAUCUUUCUUUAGAACAGGCACCCAAAAUUGCACAGCAUAUUGAAGGUGUGGUCUUACCAGCGAUUUACAAAGAGACAAAAUUAUAUUUUCAUCCCGAGAAUUUAUGCCCCUAUUUAUACAUGACAAAACCUUACUGGCCUUAGCAACUGCAGAUUGACAUUGCAUAUUGCUGCCUAAUAUAUGUUGUCUAUAACAAUUCCCAAAUCCUUGUGUGUGGUUAUCCCUAGUUCACUACCAUUAAGGGUGUAAAUUGCUUGUGCAUUCUUAACCCCGAAGUGCAUAACUUUGCAUUUCUCUCCGUUAAAUUUCAUCUGCCAUUUUAGUGCCCAGUCCCCCAAUCUAUCCAAAUCCCUCUGCAGCAAAGCAAUAUGCUGCCCACAUUUUAUUACUUUACAAAGUUUUGUGUCAUCUGCAAACACUGAUACAUGGCUUUCAAUGCCUAUUUCAAGAUCAUUUAUAAAUAUGUUAAACAGAAGUGGUCCCAAAACAGAACCCUGAGGGACUCCGCUUACCACUUUUGUCCAGCCUGAAAAUUUACCAUUAAUGACAACUCGUUGUACUCUAUCCUUAAGCCAAUGUUCUACCCAAGAACAAGAAUAUUCAUCUAGACCAAUUUCUUUUAGUUUGAAGACUAACCUAUUGUGAGGAACCAUAUCAAAUGCCUUGGCAAAAUCCACGUAGAUCACAUCCACUGCAACACCCUGAUCUAUACUUCUACUUACUUCUUCGUAGAAUGCAAUUAGGUUACUUUGACAUGACCUAUGUUUCAUAAAACCAUGCUGAUUAUAGCUAAUAACAAAGGUCUUCCCAAUGAAUUCCUGAAUAUUAUCCCUUAAUAGCCCUUCAAAUAUUUUCCCAGUUACAGAAGUUAAGCUCACAGGUCUAUAAUUUCCUGGCAAGGAUUUUGAACCCUUUUUAAAUAUAGGAACAACAUCUGCAUUCCUCCAAUCCUCCGGUACAAUACUUGAAACAAAAGAAUCUUGAAAAAUUAAAUACAGAGGUUCACUUAUUUCCCCACUUAGUUCCUUAAGUACUCGUGGAUGAAUACCGUCAGCCCACAGAGCUUUAUUUACAUUAAUUUUCUUUAAUAGCUGUAGCACCUUGUCUCGAGUUUUCCAAUCACAAGUUAUCUGCAAGUUUUUUGCAGCAAUCAAUUGCAUAUCUCUUGCCAUAGGAUCAUCAUUAAUAUAUACUGAAGAAAAAUGGUUAUUUAAAAUUUCUGCUUUUUCCUGGUCUUCAUUAGCUAAUAAACCCAACUCUGUUUCCAGUGUACCUACACUUUCAUUUUUUGUUUUUUUAGAAUUGAUGUACUUGAAAACAAUUUGGGGGUUGGUUUUGCAUUCUUUGGCUAUCAUUGUCUCAUUUUCUAGUUUAGCCACUUUAAUUGCCUUUUUGCAAGUGUUAUUGGCUUCCUUAUAUCUUAUAUAGGAUGCCUCUGAUUUGUCCGAUUUAAAUGCUUUAAAUGCCCUUUUCUUAUUUUUAAUCUCUUAUUUUACUUCUCUACUAAGCCACAUUGGUUUUAAUUUGUUUCUUUUAUAUUUAUUACCCAAUGGUACAUGCUGAGAAAUGUACCUUUCUAAUAUUUGUUUGAAUAGUUUCCAUUUAUCCUCAGUGUUUUUAUCACUAAGGAGUUUAUGCCAGUCGAUAUGUUGUAGAGCUGCCCUAAUCUUAUUGAAAUUGGCUUUUUUUAAAUUAUACGUUUUAGUAUACCCCACUUGCUUUUGCUUUUUUGAGUUUAUUUAAAAAAUUACCAUAUUGUGAUCACUAUUUCCCAAAUGCUCCCCUACUUGAAUGUUCGUCAGAAGAUCAACAUUGUUUGUUAUAACGAGAUCCAGACAAGCAUCCUUUCUAGUUGGUGCUUUUACCAGUUGUGACAUAAAGGUGUCAUUUAACAUAUUCAAAAACCUGAUUCCCCUUGCUGAAGUACUAGUCCCUCUAUCCCAAUUUAUGUCCAGGUAAUUAAAAUCUCCAAUAAUUAACGUGUUACCUCGAUUUGCAGCUUUCCCAAUUUGCUCUAACAGCUGUUCUUCCUCAUUAAUAUGUACAUUAGGUGGUUUAUAAUAAUAUCCCAACCAAUAAUUGAUUUCCCUUUGUUUGCCCCAAGCAGAUAUCUACCCAUAAAGCCUCCACAUUUUCCUCAUCACACUCCACAUGCCUAAGAUUUGACUUUAACUCAUGGCUGACAUAUAAACAUAUCCCACCACCCUUCUUGUUUUUCCUAUCCUUCCUAAAUAACGUGUAACCAUAUAAAUUAACUGCCCAGUCAUGUGUCUCAUCCCACCAUGUUUCUGUUAUGCCUAUUAUAUCAUAUUGUUUAGUGUAUGCUAUUUCCUCUAGUUCCCCCAUUUUUUUUAAAUAAGCUCCUUGCAUUAGUAAGCAUACAUUUGAUAUUAUCAUGAGUCUUUGAGAAGAGCUUUCCUUUUUUCUAUUGAUGAUUUGGUGGAUGAGAGCAGGGCUCUGGAUGUUUUCUGGGUUAGAUGAAAAUUACCUUUUUUUCCCCCCUUUUGAUAGAUGCAUACAUAUAUUAAUUAUAAAAAAUUAACUUAUUUUUUUAUUUUUUUAAUAAAUCUAUAAAGUAAUGCAUUGUGAAUGCUAUUUUUCCUCCAACACAGUUACAGCUGAAUACAAAUCUGAAAUCUUAUUACAGGAACACCGCAAGCAUCAUACCUUCUACAGCUCACUGUAGUAGUUAUGGUGCGAGGAGUACCUUGCUUCCCCUUGUAAUUUAUUACCUGUGGUCUGCCGGACACUGUCCAUGCCUAAGCAGGAGCUUCCACUAGCCCUAAAGGACUUAGCUCAGUGGUUGAGAGACAUUUUUAAUAAAGCCCUGCUCAUUAAUUAAAAUUCUUUUAAAGUUACAUAAAAUAUUUUUUCUGCAUUAUAUAGUUUUUGAUAUUUUAAUAUUUAGAAAAAAAUUAUUUUAAAUGCAUCUUUAACAAUAAUAAAUGGAGUCUGUAAGCUUUGAUUUAAUGUUUUUAGAUAAGGUUACUAAAUGAUUCCAACCUGUUAGAAAAACUUUGCAUAUUAUAUAACUACAAAAAGUCUUAUAUGUUUUCAUGGGGACUUCCUUAGAUAAAUAUUUUGAAAUGUUUUUUUUCAACAUAUUGGAAUCAUUUGAAAAUCUAACCCCAAAAUUAUUAAAUGCAGGUCUUAGUUGGCAAAAUGAGAAGAAUGAUCAAACGCAAAACAAAAAAAUAGAAUAAGAGAACCAAAACAGAUCUUUGGAAAAGCAAGGAAAUUCACACCUAUCAUUUACCUGUAAUUUAGGCCAGACAUAUGGACAGAGAAGUGUGAGAGACUGUAAAUAUGUCAAGGUUGAAAAAGAUGCUAACAGAAAAGUUCUUAAUAAUAAAAUUUCCAAGGGAGAAAUAGACUUGCAACAAAAGCAUAUAUUAAAAAAUUAGAGAUAUAAGAAAAAAAGUGCAAGGAAUAUGAAAACCGUGAAUAAAGCCCUGACCAAAUAAUAUUUUAUGAUGGUAGAAGAGACGUUUAUGGUGGCUGGUGAGAAGUGGCCUGAGGCUUUGAAAGUGCAAGGAAUAUGGAAACCGUGAAUAAAGCCCUGACAAAAUAAUAUUUUAUGAUGGUAGAAGAGACGUUUAUGGUGGCUGGUGAGAAGUGGCCUGAGGCUUUGAAAGUGCAAGGAAUAUGGAAACCGUGAAUAAAGCCUUGACAAAAUAAUAUUUUAUGAUGGUAGAAGAGACGUUUAUGGUGGCUGGUGAGAAGUGGCCUGAGGCUUUGAAAGUGCAAGGAAUAUGGAAACCGUGAAUAAAGCCUUGACAAAAUAAUAUUUUAUGAUGGUAGAAGAGACGUUUAUGGUGGCUGGUGAGAAGUGGCCUGAGGCUUUGAAAGUUCAGACACUCGAUGUGUUGAAAGGACAGAAGAACCUGUUUCCAGUGGCUGCCAUUUUGGAAAUUCCAAGAUGGCUACACAGAGGAAAAAGACAGCACAGUGGAAGAAAACAUAAGUAGCACUGGUCCUGGGGGCAACUAAAUCGUCAGCGGAGAUGAGGGUGGGACAGGUGGAAGAUUUAGUGACAGAUCCACUUUAACAGGCCGACACUUAACGUAGGCAAGCUAGAUGUCCAGAGUUUGGCUUGGAAUAUAUACAAAAGCUUAUAAAAUGUCAAAACUUUGUUAAUACUCCUUUGAUUAAUAGGGUUUCACCACAACCUGCAUUUUACGAAGGCAUAGAGUGCUUUUGGGUUAAUAUAUUUGCUGCUUAGAAUAAUGUUAAGAUCUGCCUACCAUAGAUUGUAAACUUGUGUGAGCAGGAUCUUCCUCACCCCUUUCUCUGAUUGUAAAGUGAUGCAGAACAAGUUGGUAGUAGUUAUAUAACUACUAAUAAUAUUAGGCUGAACAUGUAAUCCUAAAAGUGAUGUGGGACCUCUUUUCAGCUACAGAUUUGGAAACCUUUAUUUCAACUUAUAUUGACUAUAGGGACAUCCUUGCAUAGAGUUCUCUCCUGUAGAGGUGAAUAAACUUGAGCUACUUCAUAUCCUUGCUACUUGCACGCUCAAUAAAGUAAUCUUGAUCACAUUACGCUAUUGCUCAGGGAUAAGGAUUUGGAACAAUGUUUCUGCUACUUCUAUCAGCACUUAUGAUAGAUCCAUACCAUUCCAUGAACCUAGAUUUCUCCAACUGUGUGGCCUGGCUUUUUUUUUUUUAUUUGAAAAUCUCAACCCAUAGGGCAAUUUUUACUUUUUACUGGGCAAGAUGCAAUCCUUUUUUGGCCUUUAGCAAAACUGUACUCUGCUUUUUCCCUAUUGCUUUUUUUUUUUUUUUUUAACUGUUUAGACAUAGUUCUGAUCAUAUGUUUCCUUUUGUAAACCUUUCUGUCAGCCAGUUUACACAUAUAAAAUCUAAAUAUAUAACAUGAUGAUAUAUUGCUCCAUGAACAUUUAAUAGCGGUUGAAUAUAAGUGAUCUUGUCUGGCAUGUUGUAGAAUGUUAAACUCUUUUUUUCUAGAGGAAGAGAUAGGCCUCUACUUGCCUUCAGACACCAAAAUAUGCCACAGUGGACCCUAGGUGUAUUGAAUUAUAUUUCAUUAUUCUUUGCACAAUGUAGCUGUUAGGUCUUUACAGCAAAGUUCUUGAAGGUUAUGAAACACCUUCAUAAUAUUACCCUUAGUAGCCAACACUUUAGGGUCUGAAGGAACAAAGCAAUUUAGUCUAAAGUCCCUCUUACAGACUCCCCCAAAACACCAAAGUUUCACUACAAUGAAGUCUCAGCAACAUGCAUUGUGGCUUUGAAACAACACAACAAAAAGUAGCUCAAGACCUUGGACUUUUUCUUUUAUUUGGGUCUUAUGGUAUAUUAAAAAGAAAAUGUAAGGAAAAGACGUUAGAGAUGUAAAAAUGCAGUCACCUGAAAGAACUACAGGACUACAUGCAGGAUUUGAGAUCUAUCAUUCCAUGUACUACACAGAAUUCACCAAAAUAGAAUAAAAGUUUAUGGCAGUUUUACUAACCUCCACUUUAAACUUUUUAUUAUUGAGAUUUUAAAGGUACACUAUAGCAUAUUCUAGCAAUUUCUCCCACAACGUCAUCUGGCUCUCUUCCUGUUGUCCAUUUACAUUAUCUUUAUUGAGGAGCAUUGGAGACUGAUGUACAUGUGCGGGGAUUGCUGAACACACAUCCACAUUCAUAGAUAUACACAAUACCACAAACUACUCAUGAACAUAUACACUAUAAUAGCCCACAUAAGCACGCCACAAAUACAAUACUACAAAGCAAUUAGACCACCCAUAAAUAACACAAGCAGAAUACGCCAACAUAGGCAUCUCGUUUCUAAAAAAUAGGACUGGUACACCAAGGGACUUCAAUAUUUUGUUUUGGCACAGUACUAUUAAAAGGUUGCCUAACCCUGGUCUAAGAAGUACUUGAUUUUUAUGAGAAUUACUAUAGGGUCUCCCUACAAUUUUAAAUAAGUAAUUUCAUUAAUUAUUAUCGAUUGAUCUCAGCAACAGCAUGCGGGUCUUGGACCAAAAGAACUGCAUUGCUCCCCAUCAUCUUCUGUUUUUUCCGGCCGGUACAGAGUGGAUGGAAGCUGCAUCUGGAUGUUUGGAGUGACAGUGUUACCUAAAAGGAGCUCUCGUACUACUACAUUGUUAGUGUUUUUAAUUCAUCUUCAUAAAGUAUUUGUUUAAUACAGAUUACACUAUGUUCUGUCUGUUUUUGCUGUAGGUUUAUCAGAAGCUGAAUUCACCAUUCUGAAUAUUUCUAUAUUUCACUACCUCCUAAAUGCUUAAGAGUGUUUUUUCUACUGAUAAGACUGCAUGUACCGGUAUCUAUAUGCUUAAACAAAGUACUAGUUUAUUUUAGCAACAAGUAUUAUAUUUUGACCACAUGUGCAUCUGUCUUGUGCCAUUUGACACUCUUUUGCUACAUUGUUAAAAUCUGUCAAAACCUGUUGAAUAUUUUUUUCCUUUAUUUGUGUGUGAAGGGUGCAGUGUGUUUAAAGGGACACUAUAGUCACCAGAACAGCUACAGCGUAUUGAAUUUAUUCUGGUGAGUAGAAUCAUUACCAUUUUUCGGAGAAAAUGCAGUGUUUACAUUACAGCCUAGUGAUAACUUCACUGAUCACUCCUCAGAUGGCUGUUAGAGAUCCUUCCUGAGUCAUGGCUGCCUAAAAUGCAUCCAAACAUUUAGUAUCUCCCCCCCUCUUAAUGCAGACAAUGAACUUUCCUCAUAGAGAUUCAUUGAUUCAAUUCAUCUAUGUGAGGAGAUGCUGAUUGGCCAGGGCUGUGUUUGAAUUGUGCUGGCUCUGCCCCUGAUCUGCCUCCUUGUCAGUCUCAGCCAAUCCUAUUGUGAUUGGAUCAGGCCACCACUUCUGAUGAUGUCAGAGGUCAGAAAAAGUUCACAGGCAGAGGGAGCAGCUUCAGACUUGAAUACAAGUAAGAUUUUACUAUCUUUAGGGAGCCAAGGGGGGCUAGAUAGUGGUUUUAACACUAUAGGGUGAGGAAUACAUGUUUGUUUUCCUGACCUUAUAGUGCUCCUUUAAGGGUUGCAUGGUGUGACUGUGUUAGAUGAUAUUUAGCCUAUAUAUUGGGGGGUGGAGGGGAAAUUGGAAAAAGAAAAUAUGCAUUUCAUUUCAUUCUUUAAAAAAAAAAACUUUAUGUCCCUUCUUCUUACCUUUUGCCACUGAGGGGGACAAUGCAAGCCCUGGUGGUCCAGUGGUUUAGAGUAACUCUAUCCUGCAGCUCCUCUUCUCAAAAGCUCCUUGGAGCAUUGCCGUGAUAACCCGCAGGAACGCUCUGAAUUGCCUAGAUCGUGGGAGGAACGUUCAGCCCCCCAAUCCCCCUCUCCCCUCACUCUCCUGCAGUGAAAUGCCUGUGGGCCAAUGAGGUAGAUAUUUAAUCUCCCCACAGGCCAUGAAGGCACAAAGAAAAGCCAGCUAUGCAUGGGCCAGCAGAGGAGAUCCUCUGAACUCCCCUGUUGGCCUCGGCGACACACCGAGUCUGAUGAAAACUCACUUCAAGCAACCUUCCCCAAACCUCACUAACCCAUCUCUCCAACUAUGCCUUCAUUGUAAACUCUUCUAGCAACCUACUUUGACACCUCUUGUGUCAUUUUACCCCACUCCCCUUAGAAUGUAAGCCUGUUUGAGCAGGGCCAUCAGCACUUUCUGUUCCUGUACAUUUAACAUAUCUUCUUGCAGCUACUUGUUUGUUAGUCCACCUAAUUGUACAAUGAUGCAUUAUUUGUUGAAGCGUUAUAGGUAAAAAACAAACAAUAUUUUUGGGGUACUUAUGCAAUGUGUCAUCAUGGUGAGUGUAAACCAGAGAUGGAGCUUCACUCAGGCUCUUGUAACUUAGCUGUCACUCACUGGACCUCAAGAGUCACACACUGUGUGAUAAUAUACCCAUGGCAGCCACCAUCUGGCAUUUGUACCAUGGACAGUCUGUGCUCCAUCGCAGUUCUGUUACACUAUUGAAAAUGAAUGCCAAGAGCCAAGCCAUACUCUGGUCCAACACCUCCCUUAUUCCUCCACCUGGCUGUAUUGCCCAACCACAGAUACCAUGAGCCACUAGGCAAUUUCCCAAUUUUCUGGUAGGCUAUUCCAGGCCUGGAUGGAUCGGUCGACAGACAGACAGAGAGGCUCAAACUCAACAAUUAAUAUAGCUUACAAGCUUGUGGUGCACUCAGGCAUUGUUUUUGCUAAGGAAACCAUACCAAUCCAGAAAUCUGGUCACAGCUUUAAGUGCGGUCAUUUUGUUAUCUUGUAGAAACAAGUUCCUCUUUCGAAACAUGAGCCCGAGAAUGCAAUGUGAGAGAAUUUCAACAUACUAAGUUAUAAAGAAGAAAAAAAGGAUUUCUCACCCACCCCGAAAAUGUUUGUGAAGUAGGGUAACUGAAACUUUAGCUAAAAAUGAAAUCCUGCAUGCAUAAGCAAUACAUUGACAAUGCAGACAUACUGUACUGAAACUUAGGUACAAUACAGCGAUUCCUACACAGUACAUAGAACUGAGUACAAUACUGAGAUCCCAGACAAUGCAAAGAACCCAGCACAAUAAGUAGAUUACAACACAAUACAUGGAACUGAGCAUAAUACAGAUAUACUCAUACAACACAGAAAACGGAGCAUAAUACUAAUACAAUAACUAUAUCUUGGCACAACACAAGGAUAGGAGCUGGGUAGGCUACAGAGAUACCCAUACAACAGGCAGAGCUAAGUAAAGUGGAGAGAUACACCACACAGAGCUGGCACAAUAAGGAGAUACCCAUAACUAUCCCAGACAGCCAGGGCCACUGUGGUGGAUUUCAAUCCAGAGAUACCCACAAUGGACAAUGCAUCUAACUCACUAUUAGCACACAGUGCACACAGAGUUAAUGCAGCAAGAUACUGAUAGACUCCUUAUUACUGUCGCGGCUAGAGUCAGUAAGUAGCUGACAUGGUUAAAGUGGCACUGUCACAGUCUGGGAACUCUGCAGAAUUUGCAUACCUGAACCUGUGCCUCUCUCUCGGGCACUGCCAUCUUCUCCCGGCAGGACCUCUUCAGCUGUCAGGACCUGACAUUCUCUGCAGUACUCGUGCAUGCGCAAAAAUGCAGUAUUUAUGGUGGAUCCUGCAGCACCAUGAUAUCUCCCAAAAUAAAGCUGAUUCCCUGCAGCCGUCACCAGUCCGCCCAGUGUCUAGAAGAGUCAGGGGUAAGAAAUAUACUGAGACGAAGUAGUCCCUUCUCUGUCUCCGUAUAUCUCUUGACUGGGUUAAAAUGUCAUUGCAUAAUAAGACCCAAUGCAGACACUGAGCCUAUAGGGGGAGAGAAAAAGAUAGUAUUAUAAACUUACAUCUGACAGGAACCAGGAGCAGCUGCCGCUGUGCUUUUCCUGUUUAAUUUCCAAGAUGGCUUCUUGCUUUUCUCUCCUGUGGGCACUGUAACCCCAACCACUGGUUCUAUGAGACAGUAAUGGCCACGAAGAGAUACUCCAAAUGCACGCCUCCAUUCAUAAACAGCUGGCUCUGCUGACCAAAUAGCAGCUCCAUGGGCCCUGAAAUUGCUUCUUAAAGGAGACUAGGCAUGGCAAAACCUGCAAAAGCAAAACCCAUCACAGAAUAAAAGAGACACAAAUUUGUUUCCUUGUUUUCUGGUUUGUUUUUUUUACACAUACUGCUGGUGUAAAAUAACCUACCUUUCCACAUUACUUUUUUGGCAUACCAGGAAUCUUACUGUUUCUAAACUAUUGUAAUAUGUUUCUCUCCACAUAAAAACGAUGUGGCACUGUCCAACGGGCCCCUAUGGACGAGCCCCCAUUGGUUGUAGUAGUAUGAAAUGAGUCAAGUUGUUAGCCAUGAUACGUUUGUAGGAGUGGAUUGAUGUGUUGAAGAGGUGUGUACAAUAAAAUUGCUAUUUCCUAUCAUAGCGUAGUUAUAACUAAAGCACAAUUAUUUAUUACAUUGGAAAUGGGCUCUGUUACAUUUUAGGCCUCAGUUAGCUUAUGAUAUGGCACAUAUUGUCUCUUCACUGGUCAUAAGGCAUGGUUACUUACAUAAAAACUUAUAGUGGAUCCCAUUACAGUAGCAAAAUAUUAAGGUAUCGUAAGUCAAACUCACAAGCAAUGACCUACAGUGAUAUUCACAGGUUCAUGACCUAAUCAAUAUAGAAACGUUAAAAUCACCAAUAUCACUUGCCUGUGCGAGAGCUGGGGACAGGGCUAAGGUAUAGAGGUUGUUGGUUUUUUUUGGUAUAGUGACAGAGACAGAGGUGUUGAGUUCUGUUACUUACUUUUUCACUCUUCACUUUAAGUUUUCCUUAACACACUGAUUGUUUGUAAGUGUGAUUGGCUGUUUUGGAAGUGUUGGUGAGUAUGUGAGAGUAUGACAGUAGUUGAGAGUAUUGGGGAUGUGAUAUGGGCUCCCUCGGCGCUGGGGAAAUCUCCCUCUUACAACGUCAGCGCUGAAUGCGCAUGCGCAUCAAGAGCCGUGCGUGCAUCCAAUCAGUCCAUAGGAAAGCAUUUCUCAAUUCUUUGAUAUGGACGUCCAGCGUCUUCUCACUGUGAUUUUCACAGUGGGAAGUGCAGAAGUGCCUCUAGCGGCUGUCAGUGAGACAGCCACUAGAGGCUGUAUUACCCCUCAGUGAAGCAUAGCAGUUUCAGAAAAACUGCUAUGUUUUCAAUUGCAGGGUUAAAACUAGAGGGAUCUGGCACCCAGACCACUUCAUUGAGCUGAAGUGGUCUGGGUGCCUAUAGUGGUCCUUUAAUCAUGAUUUGAAUAGGACUUAUAUGGCUUCAAAUCAAUACCAGCAUUAACAGGUUACAUCCACAUGCAAGAUUUGACCAUGCACAUUCAUUUUCACAGUAUAGGCAAAUGCCUUCCAACUCCUGGAACCAUAACCACUAUGGUGCAAUGUAGUUGUUAUGGUGUUUAGAGUGUUACUUAAGUGUUCUAAUUAAAUUAAUAAAGUAUUUUCUACAUUUGUAUUAAAUGCUGGCUCAUGCUUAUUUGUGACAAUAGACCCUAAUUUCUGUAGUUCUGAGAAUUCAGAUUCCAGAGAAAAUCAGUUUCCCCAUUAUAACAUUUUACUCCUUUCUGUUACACCUAUUCCUAAAUUGAAAAUUCUCCUGUGAAAUUAGUGUUAGGCUGUAUUAUACUGUACAAGUAUUCCACGCACUGCUCACAACUACAUUUCUUCUUGAUGGCUUGUCACAUGUACUGAUGAAGCAAUCCUGCCUUAACCAUAAACUAUCCGCUACCCUUUUUAAAAAAAAAUUUUUUUACUUAACUGUGCAAUUGUUUCAUAGUUUUAAGCAAACUAAAUCUACGUUGCAAACUCCUAGUCAUUCUCAAAUUGUUAAAUGUGUUUUUUUUUUUCUCGUUGAUCUCAAUUUAUUCUUGUACUUAGUGGAUAAGGAAAAGAGCAAGCAUCUAACGCGUAAAUUACACUGGACACAUACAAGUGGGUGGAGUACUUUGUGAUCCACAUUUGACUGUCAUCAAAUGUACAGCUUCCUCCUAUAACACUUCUAACAUGCAAUUAUUUUUGUUAGUUCUUCUUUGUAGGUCACAGAGCAUGAACAUCCAAGAUGUCUAUGCAGAAAUCAUGUACAGGUCAGUUUAUUUCACUUUUAGUUAGAGCAUGUCCCAUUAGUUUUCUAGUUGUGAAAAUGAAGUAGAUUAACUGAAUCUUUAACUCAUUUACUACCAAUUUAGGGAUAUGCAAAAAAAAACAAGUAGCCAGAAUAUAUUUCGUUUUUUUGGGGUGGCAGGUUCUGGAAAGUAAUGUGUACAUUUGCUGUUGUUUUUUUGUGUGUCAGUAUAUAUAGCAUAGUUUUGUUUUAAUCAAAAACGAGUUCACAGAGUUAAUCUAUUAGGUUAGUGAGCAGAAAACUAUAUUUAAAAUAAAUAAUAAAAGGAUUGGUGUUAUGAAAUACUUUGAAAUUUUUAGUAAGCACCUCAAGUUAGCUUCAGUCGCCUGCAUAGGACAUAUUGCCCAUUCAUAUCCCAUAAUCCCUCACGCAUUCUAUAUGCUUUAAAGUGAAACUGCUUAUUAUUAUUCUUUUUGCAUAUUCGUAUAUGUAAAAAUAUGCAUUUUUGAGGAAUGAAAAAUAAAAUGAAAUUAUAUAAAUCCACACCUCUGUAUCCUGUAGCUGGGUCCAUCCAUAUUAUCUACAAUAAAAACCAAAUAAAAAGUUCCUUGUGCUCUAUCCCAAAUCCCUAUACACAUUUAAAUAACUGGAAGUUUUUUGGUAUCACUCCAAUGGCCAUCUAAAUGUAAACUCACCUGCCACACCAAGGCAGAAUUUCUAAUGUGACAUGGAGGUAUAUUUUUCUAAAAUCCCUGCAUACUUAUUAAUCCUUAAUAGGGAACACUUAGGGUGGGAGGCAGCAUUGUAACAUGUCUACGUAAUAUCACAGCAAAUUCAAACAUACAAAGUGCAGGGUUUAAUUUUGUAUGCCUCUAUCUGUCAAUCACUGUUAUAGGGUCUGUCUUUUGUACUUGUCAGUCAGCAUAGAGAACGUAUAAAGAAGAGAAGAAAUGAAACAUUGUCUCUUUUUCUCCUCUUAAAUUUUCGAUGUUUGCCACGCUUUGCCCUGGCUGGACUGCUUUAUGAUGCAAUUUGCUAGAACUUUAAAAUAAAAAAACGUUAGCACAUGUUAUAGGUGAUUUUCAGUUUUGUAUUCAAUUAUAUAUAUAUAUUCAAAUAUGUAAAUUCCAGAACAGUGAAAGUUCCCUUUAUUUUCCAGAACAUUUAUGCCCUCAUACUGAAACGUUCCUACAUCGAUUGUCUCAAGUCACAGACUCUUAUUAUUGGCCUAUAUGCCUGACAUGUCAAAUUGCGUGUACAUCUCAUAUAAUAUCUGAAGGGAAAAUAAGGCACCAUUGGUGCUCUUGCUGGGUUUGAAGUCCUGGUGGAAAUAAAUCAUCAAUUGUGAUUACUGUGAUAUAGAAAUUACUUUUUUUGCAUUCUGCUUGUUUUUUUUUUUAGAUAUAUAAAAAUGGCCUAGAGCAGAGUAACCUUUUAGUAGUACUGUGCCAAAACAAGAUCUUAGCGUCCCUUGUCUUUCUGGUUCUAUUUUUUUAAAUGGAGGUGUGUAUGUUGUUGUGUUCUACUUGUGUUAUUUAUCGGUGCUGCAGUUGCUUUGUAACGUUGUAUUUGUGCGUAUGUGGGUUGUUAUAUUGUAUAUCUUCCCCAAGAGAAGUUUGUGAUUAUGUAUGAUACCUAUGAAUGGGCUUUGCAUGGGGGCUGCUUGUGGAAUUGCAUGUGGAUGGUAUGUCACAUAAUGUGUUUGGUGGUGUGUGUAUGUGUGGUGCUGCUUUUGGUAUUGCAUGUGAGGCUGCUUGUGUGGUUGUGUGUAUGUGGAUUGUCAGUGGUGUUGUGUUUGUGGGGACUGUGUGUGUGUUUGUGUGGGUUGUUUGUAUUAUUUGUAUGGGGAGAAGUUUCUUCUGCAGCUCUGUUUCUAUCUAGCAGUGUGAGUGGUUUUCCUGGGGUCUAGUGGGGGUCAGAUGCCUCUUAGAUGCAGGUCAUGAUCAGGAUCUAUGAUAACUGCUGUGGACUGCUCUACUCCAAUGCAUAUUCCCUUUCACAAUUGUUGGGAGGAAGUGAUCUGAGAUCACUUCCUCUAUGUGUCAGCCCCUGUAUACUUACCCCGGCGGUCCGCUGAAAUGUCGACGCUCCGAUCCGGCCGUUAUUUGUUUAUCAUUAUUGUGUAUCUCUGGCUCCCCUGACUUGGCUUUUAUCUCUCAUAUUAGUGUAUUUCUGACUUCCCUUGACCUUGGCUCUUUCUGACUAUCCUUGAAUUAUUAAGUGUUCUUGCAUAGCAAGACAACUUAAUGUUAUCUCACAUAUAUAGUAUUCUUAUUAUUCUUAUUAUAGCCAAAUUUACCACCCUAACUCCUCCCACAGUUUUUACACUACAUAGACCGUAAUAUACCGAAACGUGCGGAUUGUUCCCGAUUGGUGUGCUAUUACUUUGUGGAACGUUUCGCCAAAUGGUUCACGGAAUAUCGUCGUUCUUGUGGCGAAAUUGGUCCCAUAGGAAUGAAUGGCAAAAUGUUAAAAACUAGAGUGGCAGCUGGCAAAAGCUGAAAAAUCAGGACAUCAUCAGUUACUCCGCCCACUCCAGUUGUAGACUAUUGGUGGAGGCAAGAACACUUCACACAAGUUCCCCAGAAAUUGUAGCUUUUCUUGUUAUUAUUAUUCUUUAUCCGGCCGUUCUAAGGACCAAUUUAGGGACUUUCUAUCUGUGUGGGAUUUCACUCUGCGUGUUGGGUUGUACGUUAUACUAUGUGCUGCAAAGCGUAAAUUGAGGAUUAUCCCUAACCACCGGCAAUCACCGCUCAGUUUCCACUGGGACUCUUGAUAGGCCAGAGCCUGUUUGGCUCUGGUUGUCAUGAGUGCCGUGCAAAGGUGACUCGAGUGCCAUGCAUUGCAUAUGUGCCAUAGGUUGCUGACAACUGGUCUAAGGUGUAGACCAGGGCUCGAGUCCUGCAGGAACGCAUGGGAACGGCGUUCCCGCACUUUUUCCAAAGCAGGAACGCCGUUCCCGUUACCUGUCCUGCAGGACCGGCCCUGCUACCUGCACAGAGGGGCCAGCACACGCUGUGUUCCCUCUCCAGCUAUAACUCUCGCGAGACCCGCGGCUGUUACCAUGGCAACGCUCCGCACAGGCGAGUCUCGCGAGAGUUAGAGCUGGAGAGGGAACACAGCAUGUGAUGGCCCCUGUGUGCAGCGGCUGGCUCCCUCCACCGGACCACCAGGCGAUCUCCCCCCUCCCUGACAAGGUAAGAAGCAGGGAGGGGGGAAUAAAAUAAAUAUUAUACAUAAAGUAACAAAAUGCUUCCCCCCCCCACACAUCAUCUAGCACUCACACACACUCACACACACAUCAUCCAGCACACUCACACACACAUCAUCCAGCACACACACACACACACACAUCAUCCAGCACACACACACACACAUCAUCCAGCACACACACACACAUCAUCCAGCACUCACACACAUCAUCCAGCACUCACACACACAUCAUCCAGCACACACACACACAUCAUCCAGCACACACACAUCAUCCAGCACACACAUCAUCAGCACACACACACACACAUCAUCCAGCACACACAUCAUCCAGCGCACCCAUCAUCCAGCACACACACACACCCCAUCAUCCAGCGCACACACACACCCAUCAUCCAGCGCACACACACACCCAUCAUCAGCACACACACCCAUCAUCGUCCAGCACACAUCAUCCAGCACACACACACACACAUCAUCCAGCACACACACAUCAUCCAGCACCCAUCAUCCAGCGCACACACACACCCAUCAUCCAACGCACACACACCCAUCAUCCAGCACUCUCACACCCAUCAUCCAGCGCACACACACCCAUCAUCCAGCGCACACACACACCCAUCAUCCAGCGCACACACACCCAUCAUCCAGCACUCACACACCCAUCAUCCAGCACACACACACCCAUCAUCCAGCGCACACACACACCCAUCAUCCAGCACACACACACCCAUCAUCCAGCACACACACACACCCAUCAUCCAGCGCACACUCACACCCAUCAUCCGGCACACACAUCAUCCGGAACACACACCAUCCGGCACACACAUCAUCCAGCGCGCACACACUGCAUUCAUUAUACACACUCUGCAUUCACUAUACACACUCUGCAUUCAUUAUACACACUCUUCACUCACUACAAACACACUACAUUCACUACAAACACACUACAUUCACUAUACACACUCUGCAUUCAUUAUACACAUUUUGCACUCACUACACACUACAUUCACUAUACACACUCUGCAUUCACUACAAACACACUACAUACACUGCAUUCAUUGUACACACUCUGCACUCACUACAAACACACUACAUUCACUAUACACACUGUACUCACAACAAACACACUACAUUUAUUAUACACACUGCACUCACUACAAAUACACUACAUUUAUUAUACACACUCUGCACUCACUACAAAUACACUACAUUUAUUAUACACACUCUGCACUCACUACAAAUACACUACAGUUAUUAUUCACACUGCACUCACUACAAACACACCACAUUUAUUAUUCAUACUCUGCAUUCACUACAAACACACUACAUUCAGUACACACACCCUGCACUGCACUAUAUGCAUAGGAGUAUAAUUUUUAUUUUAUUUUUUUAAGGGGGGGGGGGCGGGAAUCUUGGGUGAGUUCCCAUACUUUUUACCCCAGGACUUGACCCCUGGUGUAGACUGUGUGUGUGCUGUGUAUCAAGUGAACUAUGUUAAUGUAUGAGCAACACUAACAGAAAGACACAAAGACUGAAGCCUUUUUUUGCUAGAACACUACACCUGAAACUAGUGUUUCACAAAAUAUACAAUUCUACAAUACAGAGGUAGUCAGCUUGGGUAUUUUAGCCUGCAUAUUGCAAUUCAGUUUUCAGUUUAUCACAUUACACUGUAGAGUGAAUAAAUCAAACAGUCUCACAAUCACACAUUAAAUAAACAUAUCUGUCUACUGACAGGUACAUAAUAAAACUCACAACAGACUCACAAGGAUUUUUGGCUACACAGGCAAAGAUGCAUUUUGUUGCUCCCCCCACCCCAGUUCACCCCCCCCUCCCAAUUGUCCCUUAACCACCUCUUGAAUUUCUUACUCCAUUUUCUGUUUCUUAUCCUCUCUUUUGAACAUCUAUAGUAUAUACUAUCCCCUUUUUGUCUUAUACUCCCCAUUAUUAUAUCUUAUAGCCCCAUUUUCUCUUUGUGUGUCUCCUUCAGCUCCCCCAUGUGUGUCUUACUUCCCUCCAGACCCUUUUUGUGCCUCUUACAUCCCUCCAGCUUCUUUGUGUCUCUUACUCUCCUCCCGCCACUUUUUGUGUGUCUUUCUACCCCCGCCCCUUUGUGUGUCUUUUCUCAUCCAGCCUCUUUUUGUGUCUCUUUCUGUCCCAAAUCCAUAUGUUUGUCUCUUUCUCCCCUUUCCAACCCAACUGUGUGUCUCUUUUCCCCCACCACCCUGACUCUUUCUCCCCCAAUCUCUCCAUGUCUCUUUGUGUGUGUCCCAGCCACUCCAUGUGUCUCAUUUCCUCCCCUAGCCCCUCCAUUCAUGUGUCUCAUUCCCCCAGCCCACAAUGUGUCUCAUUACCCAAGUCUCCCAUGUGUCUCAUUCCCUCUGACCCCAAUGUGUCUCAUUCCCUAAGCCUCCCAUAUGUCUCAUUCUUCCAGUUCCCUCAUGUGUUUCAUUCCUUCAGUCCCCCAUAACACCCAGUCCCCUAAGUGUCACAUUCCCCCAGUUCCCCCAAGUGUCUCAUUCCCCCGGUUCCCCCAUGUGUCUCAUUCGCCCAGUCCCCCCAUGUGUCUCAUUCCCUCAGUCCCCCAUGUGUCUCGAUCUUCCUGCCCCCAUGUGUUUCAUUCCCCCUGCCCAAUGUGUAUUACUCCCUUUCUCCCCAUGUGCCUCCUCACCUCCUUCCUGUGUAGCGUGGCCGAGCCAUGGACCAGGGGAUAGGAACUUCAGGAACCUCUCCCCAGUCUGACAGAAAGCAGUUCAGCGCUCCCUGAAUGCACCUACUGUCAGACCGUGGAAGAGGUUAGGGAAGUUCCUGUCCCCCGGUCGGCCACUCAACAAAGGAGUGACUGGCAGGAGGUAGCACUAUACUGUGUGUUCCACUCCUGACGGUCAGCAGGAUCUUGCACCCCCAGAGCUGGUGUGUCCUUACUGUAAUUGAGCUUAUCUACAGUGAAGAUAACUAGUAUUUUCAAAUUAGUACAUGUUAAAAUUGUUUUCUAGUUUGCAUUGCAACUCAAAUGAGCUUAAAGGGACAGACAAUUUUUCUGAAAAGUCAGUGCUUACAUUUGUCACUAAGGACACCUCUAGUGGCUGUAGGAAUAUCUGAAAUACAGAGAAAAGUAAGGGUUGUUAAUUUAUAUUGUUCUGCAUUAAAGGGACACUCAAGACCCCUACAAAUGCUUUAUGUGUAAAGAGUGCUUUCUCUUUUUUCCAUUUUAUAAAAAGUACAGAUUUCAGUAGAAAAUGGCACUUUUAUAAAUUAACCUGAUUACACAACCCUGUCUGGAGAACUGGUCCUGUUACUUUCUGAUUUGGUUAGCUUAGUGGAGCUACAGUAAAGAAGCAGCAAUUGCAGAUAGUACCUGCCUUGCAAAGACUUCUCAUUGAGCUGCAUUGGACAUUUUUCAGAAAUAAAGUCAGAGCUGAAAUGAAAGAAGACUAUCGCUGACCAUAUUUUCCAUUGUGCUCCGCAAUCUAGCCUAAAGGUCAAAUGGGUGUAAUGCAAAAUUAGUGCCAUGGGUGUCAUGAAAAAACAGAUUGUGUUUUUUUUUUACUUUGACUUGUGGACACGUGUAUAUGUGUGUGAAUUGCUAAGGGUAUUUGUAGAAAUGCAAUAGAAAAGUGAAGUCUGAAACACAAAACUUGCUCUGUGCUCAUUUCUAUGUCAAGCUGGUAACUCUGGGAUAGUUGUGGAAUUUAGAUUUCACAAGUUACUGUGCACAAGGAGGACUUUUCAAAGUCGAACUUGAGAUUUGCAGGUUAUGCACUAUAUAUUAUGAAAUUUAUAUAUAUGUAUGUAUGUAUGUAUGUAUGUAUAUAUAUAUAUAUAUAUAUAUUUAUAUAUAUAUAUAUAUAUGAGCUAUUAUAUAUAUGAAAAACCGAGAGGCUGUUGCUGGUGCCCCAUUGAUGGGCCCCUUUUAACCUUGACUUGCAGAGAGUCCCAUGAGGAAGAAUUUCCCAGGUAAGUGGAUUAAUCUCAUAAGAGUGGGCAUUAGGUUGCUAGAAGAAGAAAAUAUGGGAAAUAAGGCCUGCGCCAGAGAGACUUUACGUAAAACAAUAAUAACAGAUAGUCCAAAUAAAAAGAGUCUUAUCUAAAAUGCUCUUAUUGGAGUCACAGAGUCUGUAAGGUGCUUGGUCAGGAACAAUGUCCUCGCUGUCCUCAUCCGUGUAGAUCCACUCAUAUGCAAGAGAUAAAACAAAUAGAGAACCAAAUAGUGCAAUAAGUCCAAUAAGUCCAAUAAUAAAACAAAUAAAAUAUAAAAGGCUGGUUUAAAACUCACAUGUACAAGAGCUAUAGCUAGCUCUAGUGUAAAAGGCAUACAGCGGUACAAUCCCUGCUUAUGGGAUACGGGGUAAACUUCCUCCGUCAAUGGUAUGUUCGACACUCAAAUAAAAAGAGACAACCAAUAGUGCUCACUGGAUAAAAUAAUGGGAAUAAAAUAUAUAAAAUGAUACUCACAAGGAAGGAGCAGACCAACUGCUCCUUGAAGAUAGUGCUGGUGGUAUGAUCCCCACCUAGGAUUACUUGGAGUCCAGGGUGAUAAAAAUGCCAGGUAAAAAACAAUUUAGGAUUACUUGGAGUCCAGGGUGAUAAAAUGCCAGGUUAAAAAAACAUCUAAAGUGUAUAAAAAGAUAAAUGGCACAAGUAAAAAGUGACCAAAUAAUCUUUAACAUAUAAAAAUACACAGUAUAAAAUAUCCACAAACGCGUUUCGCUAAUACGGCUUUAUCAAUUCCAAUAAGCGCAUUUUAGAUAAGACUCUUUUUAUUUGGACUAUCUGUUAUUAUUGUUUUACAUAAAGACUCUCUGGCGCAGCCCUUAUUUCCCAUAUUUUCUUCUUUUGUUGUACUUUAAGGGUUUUUGAAGGAUUCCCUUAAAGGGUUGCUGCCCCAUUUGUUAUCUAGCGCUUACUCUUUUUUCUUGUUUUAUUAGGUUGCUAGAGUAGGACCUGUCAAAAAUGGGGUACAUUGGCGUCGCAGGCCUAUGAAAUGUAUGAUCAUAUACUGUAAAAAAAUUCCAGUCCAGAACUGAAGAAUUGCUCUUUUUUGACAAAGAUGAAAUUAAGAUUAUUUAAGACCAAGACUGCUGGUAUGUCUCUAUGUGCGGUAUACAUUUGAGAGCUGAAGACAUAGUGCAGAGUUUGUACUUACUGUGCAGCCUUGAGCCAGGAAGCCCCUUUAGUGGCCAUCUGAGGAGUGGCCAUUUGGAGGUGUCCCUAGAGGCAAUGUAAACACAGCCUUUUCUCUGAAAAGGUAGUGUUUACAUGAAAAUGCCUGAAGGGAGCUAUUAUACUCACCAGAACAAUUACAUUAAGCUGUAGUUGUUCUGGUGACUAUAGUGUCCCUUUAAUAACUAGGCCAGAUGAACCUGUUGACCUAUGCGAGACACGAAACAUAAUACACAAUGAGGGAAUAAAAAUGAUAAUAUAACAAAGAACACAGAAAAGCCAUUGUCAAACAAAGUAGAAACUGUCACUGCUUGGUAGCUGCUGUCCAACCAUUUGGCCAGAUACACUUUUAGCACGGUGAGGGCAAGAAUUAUGAACCAACCCUGUGGCAUUAGUAACUGGUGAGUCUGUUGGAGAGGUAGUGAAACAUACUUGGUGUCUGCAUGAGAAGUAGAGCACGAUGAAGGAAGAAAGUAACCAAAAUCAAAGUAUGUACAGUCCUAGCCAUUUGGGGUGGGCUUAGAUGUAGGUUGCUUGCCAUCAGCAGGGAUGAAGGGUUGUAUUGCAUCGACAUUCCAGUGAUGUGGUCUCUGCGCAGGACAUUGUUGCUGCUUAGCAGAGGCGAGGCAAUUGUAACCUGUUUAAAUCUACUUUUACAGAAUUGAUUCAGUGGAGGAACAGGCAGAGGUGGAUGCAGAACCUAAUCUUGAGAGGACACUGGUAGAUUUUUUUAAAGGCACAAUACAAGCACAUUAACCACUACCAACCUAUGUAGUGGUUAUCGUUCCAGAAGUGCCCUGCUCCCCUCUCAGAAUAAGUAGUCAAACUGUGUAAGAACAGUUUGGCAGCUUACCUGGGGUCUUCCGGGAUAGGGCCUGCAGUAGUGGGGGGCUAGGAGCUGUAAUGUAGUGUGGGGUGCAGUGUGUAUGUUUGAGGGCUCUAGUGUAUGUGUGUGAGGGGUGCAGUGUGUGUGAUUGUGAGGAGUGCAGUGUGUGAUUAUGACGGGUGCAGUGUGUUUGUGAUUGUGACGGGUGCAGUGUGUAAUUGUGAUGGUUACAGUGUGUGAUUGUAAAGGUUACAGUGUGCUGGGUGCAGUGUGUACAUGAUUGUGAGGGUUACAGUGUGUGUGAUUAUGAGGACUACAGUGUGUGUAGUGCAGUGUGUGUGAUUGUGAGGGGUGCAGUGUGUGUGAUUGUGAGGGUUACAGUGUGUGGAGUGCAGUGUGUGUGAUUGUGAGUGGUGCAGUGUGUGUGAUUGGUGCAGUGUGAGUGGUGCAGUGUGUGUGAUGUACAGUGUGUGUGAUUGUGAGGGUUACAGUGUGUAAUUGUAAGGGUUACAGUGUGUGAGGGGUUCAGUGUGUGAUUGUGAGGGGUGCAGUGUGUGAUUGUGAGGGGUGCAGUGUGUAAAGGGUGCAGUUUGUGGGAUUGUGAGGGGUAUGACAGAUCCUCUGUCUCUGGGUUACAAGUCUAUUCUUUGGUUCGUCUGUUUGUUCACCUCAAAAAAUCAUUCCCUUGCUGGUUCGUCUAAUUGUUCACCUAAAACCCCUUCCAUCCCCUUUUCUGCAAAAUAGCACUUCGGAUACAGUCGAAGUAGUCGAACACGUGGCGGCAGGCAUCUUAUUUAGUCGAAUGUGUUCAGUGGUGUUUUGUCGUCGAGUACAUGGAACUCAAAUCGGACAUGCGACGGCACAAACACUGCUGAAGAGUUACCUCGCAGAGAAAAACGACCAUUCAUAUAGUCGAACAAGGUUCGGUGAAUUGAAGCCCGCGAACAAGAGAAACAUUUUAACUAUGGCCAUUCACCAUUUCGUUCGGUAAUUUGAACGGUAUUUCGACUGUUUUAAAUAGACCGGCCGCACAGCCUAAUUCUCUGUAACUGUUUUGGGCAUGAAACCAUGCGUGCUGUCGGUGAAAAGAGACUUCCAGGAAUUUCCUGAACCCCUGCUAUGGAUAUGUUGUUCACCCAGAUCAUGGCUAUCAGGGGAAAUAACUGAUUUAUGGAGAUAUGUUAUGUUUUGGGGUGUUUUCUAUACUUUGUGUAAAAAUAUGUUUUUUCUGCCUGGGGAUAACUAAGUUAGUGCAUUAUCUACCUUAAUUAUAUCACAGGCAGAGGGGAGGGAUUGUGUGCUGUAUGUGGAUAUGUUUGACAUUUUUAUAUUGUUCCUAUUUGUCUGUACAGUUUGUAAUGCGGCGCUCCAUCAGGUCUAGGGGAUGUGCCUCUGGCCUGAGGAAUUGUAUAUAAAGCCAACCUGUACCAUUAAACCUUCAGAUCCACCCGAGAUCGCUUGACCCCUUACAAUUGAAAGAAUUUGGCAUCCGAUUUUCUAACCCCCUGGAUCCUCCACUAGGAGCAGGAUGGCCAAAAAGAAAAAGGGGCAUGCACCACUUUGAGAUUACUUUCCAAUUCAAAACAUAUUUUGAAAUUUAGCUUUGAAUGAUACAGUUGCCUCACCCUGAAGGUUGAAAAAGGUAAAUAGGAUUUCUGUGCAUGUUUACCUGGUUCUUCUGUCUUAUGCUUUCCAUAUAGGGGGGACAAUGAUCUAACCAAUCAGUGUCCUAUCACUGAAACUCAAACCCAAUCAAGAGAUUUACUGAGACUAAGUAUGGACUGAUACUUCUUAGAAACUGGUUGGAGCUACCGCUGUCUAGAAGUAUCAAUCCCUCCUGCCAUCACCUGUGACAACUGCAGCGAACUGGCUUUAUUCAUGGAGGAUCCUGCAGUCUCGCGGGAUCCUCCAUAAACUGCUCGCAAUCGGUUUAACCCUAAAGAUUGCCUCCAGUGCGGAUCUCUAGGUCCCACAGAUGGCAUACAGGAAGUGUGAAGUGCUGUCAGGCAGGAGCAUCGCUGAUUGGCUAGAGGGGUCAGCUGACACUCUAAGCCAAUCAGUAGUUCCCCAUUGAUAAAAAAAAGGGUAUGUAUGUGUAUCACUUAUAAAAUGUAAAGGAGGAGUGGAUCAUGUUUAUUAAAAAGGUCCUGUUAGGGCUACAGUAACGAUGCAUAGAUUGCACACAUUCUAGGUUGUUUUUUUUUAUGUUUUUUUUUCUCUCAGUUCAGUUUCACAUUCCUUGUGUUUUGCAUAGAGUAACUAUCAAAUGUUUUUAUGAGAAACUGAUGUAUUUCUGAGUAAGUUUCACUUUGCAAAUCUCCUGAACAAAUUGAGUCACUUCAGCAAAAUAUUUUGCUGUUGUCCACUUAGAAAACGUAAUUUCACAUUACAAUAUAAUACAACAUUUUUUUAAUGCAUGCUUACCACACGAACAAAGAAUAUGUAUGAGAUAACUGGUACAAAAUCAUUGAAAUUAGUCUAUUUCUGGGACAUCUAUGUUCAGUCUCAUUUGACCUGUUUACUGUCCUGUUCAGCUGAUAAAAGAUGAGUUUUGUUUUACUUUUCAUUUGUUUUAUAAUCAAAUAAUAUAAGUUGAUCUUUUUUGGAGUUUGUUAUAAAUUUUGUAUACACUGAAACUCAAACUGCUGUUCCAUUUUUAGAUAACAUUGUAAAGACAAACUCAAAAACCUAAUUAUAUCUGCAUUCUAACUCUAUGCAGAGAAUGUUGCCAUAUAUAACUUUCUUAGUUCUUCAGAAAAACAUAUCAAUUAAACUGUGAACAGAUUUCUCUCCCUGCACCCCAAUUCCUCUCCUGCAACUGUCAUCAAAACAAAACCCUAAGCUAUCAGUGAAUACUAUCCUAGCAACCUUCUUUUCUACCUCCCCCUUCCUUUUGUGUUACUAUACCCCACUCCCUCUAGCAUGUAAGCUCACUGAGCAGGGCCCUCAACCAUUCUGUUCCUGUGCGUCCAACUCGUCUGGUUACAAAUACAUGUCUGUUAGUCCACCCAUUGUACAGCACUGUAGAAUUUGUUGGCGAUUUAUAAAUAAUAAUAAUAACAAUCAAUGGUAUGCCUGUAUUGCACUUAAUUACAUGAAGCAUGGCCAUCAUACAAAACAAAUUAUUUAAUUUGUUUAUGUGUGAAAAAAGCAAAAAACUAAUAUUUGGCCAGUGUUUGUGACUAAGUGGGUACUAAAAAAGACUGGACAUACCCCACUUGCAAUAACUUGGGUUGUCUACUUUUGUAAAUGAUAUGCCACCAAUGGGGUAAUUCUCAUUCCUGGGCUACCAUACGGUCUCAAAGGCAACAUUACCAAACUGGCAAAUUUCAAUGUGAAAAAAAUGAAAUGCAAGCCUUAUAAAUGACUCUCUAACUUUCCAAAACACCAUAAAAUCUGUUCAUGGGGAGUACUGUUUUACUUGGGAGACUUCACUGAGCACAAACAUUAGUGUUUCAAAACAGUAAAACAUAUUAACACAAUAAUAUCGUCAGUAAAAGUACAGUUCCUGUGUGAAAAAUGCAAAAAAAGUCACUUUUACUGAAAAUAUCGUUUUAAUACAAUUUACCAGUUUGAAACACUAAUAGUUGUGUUCAGCGAAGUCUUCCUAGUAAAACAGUACCCCCCAUGUACAGGUUUUAUGGUGUCUUGGAAAGUUUAAAAUUCUGUGCACUUUCUGCCUGGGUUGUCAGGCAUGUCAAUCAAAUUUUAAUUAAUAAAAUCACAUAAUUAUGUUAAAAGAUUACUUAAAUAUAAACAUAGAAUUUUAAUAUAUACACAUAUAUGUAUUUAAAUUCUAUUUGUAUACUAGAUAUAUAUAUAUAUAUAUAUAUAUAUAUAAUGUUAUUCUAAGUGUAUUUUGUUACCAAUAUACUGUAUAUAUAUUAAUAACAAAAUACAGUUAGAAUAAAAUUACAUAUGUAUACAUGAUUUAUUUUAAUUUAAAAAAAUUUUUUUUAUUUAUUUUAUUAUUUUAUUUAUUCAUUACUCUGUACUAUCAUGAGCACCUAACACAAAUAUAUAUAUAUAUAUAUAUAUAUAUAUAUAUAUAUGUAUAUAUAUAUAAAUAUAUAAAAUAUAUAUAUAUAUAUAUAUAUAUCUUACAUAUAUGUAACUUCAUUCUAAGUGUAUUUUAAUACUAAUAUAUGUACUUAUAUUAAUAUUAAAAUAUACUACGUAUGACGUUACAUAUAUAUAAGAUGUAUAUAUAUUAUAUAUAAUAUAAAUAUUUUAUAUAUAUGUAUACACACAUUUAUUUAAUUUUAAACAUGUUUAAUUUUUCUUUUUUACACUACCCACCAGCAGGAGGACUGUCUGACAGCCCAGACUGUCCCCCUGCUGGCAGAUUCACAGCCAGCUAUAGGGGGCCAUGUGAGAGUGAUCACAUGGCCCACGGGGCCUCAUUUGCAGUGGGAGGGCUGCCUGGGCUCCGCAGCGGAGAUAAGUCCACCAGAGCUCCUGGGGCUGCAAGCCUUUACGGCGUUCUAUGGGCUUACAGCUAAGCCCAUUUAAUGCGGGACGGCAUAGAACGCCAUAACCGCGUUAAGGGGUUAACUGUAUUUUACCUUAUGGCGUAUGUAAGUAUGUAAGUACCUACACACCUCCUGAGAAUGCUCUCUUCACAUCCAGCGCACUCCUGAUUCACAGAUAAACACAAUAUCACUGCUGUAUUUAACCAAUUUAACCUAAACACUCACCUAAAUAAAAUAAAUUCCAAUUCACCAAUCUUACUUAUUUAAACAUGUAUAGAUAAGCCUAAAUGCCUACUUUCUCUUAUCCCUCUUAACUAUAAAUAGAUGGAAUUCCCAAUACCUGGCAAUGAUAGGGGUAAACAAUACAAUUCCUAUUUUAUUUUUUUUACCCCACCACAAAAUGUUAUGACAUAAAUCAUUAUAUUAAUACUAUUACAGUCAGCUAUUGCAAAGUGUUUGAAAUUUCCCCACGCUAUGCAAUAUGAGUAAGAGCACUUAAAUUGGUUGUCUUGUACUUUGUAAGUCAAGUCUUGAGAGGUCUUACUUCUUUCAAAAAUUGGCUUUCAGAGCGCUGUGAUUAGUUGGCAUAUUAGCUGUUAUUCAUAUUGCAAAGCAUGAGAAAUGUUCCCAUGCUUUGCAAUAGCUGACAUAGUGUCAGUGUUCAGUCCACAGCGUAAAAUAGUUAAAUAGUUACAUGCGCCCAUCAAGUUCAGCCUUUCUUACAUUUGUUUUUGCUGUUGAUCCAAAAGUAUGCAAAAACCCAGUCUGAAGUCCAAAUGUGCAACAAACUAGGAAAAAAUUCAUUUUUGACCCCAGAAUUUCAGUCAGAUAUCUCCUUGGAUCAAGAAUUUAUUACUCCACUAAUUCAAAAUGAUAUCCCUUGCAACACCCUGAUCUAUACUUCUACUUACUUCUUUGUGGAAUGCAAAUAGGUUAGUUUGACAUGACCUAUGUUUCAUAAAACUAUGCUGAUAUUUGCUAAUAACACUGCUCCUCCCAAUGAAUUCCUGACUAUUAUCCCUUAACAACACUUUAAAUACUUUCCCAGCCACCAAAACUAAGCUCACCAGUCUAUUAUUUCCAGGUAAAAGUUUUGAACCCUUUUUAAAUAUAUACGAACCACAUCUGCCUUCCUCUAAUCCUCCGGUACAAUUCCUGAAAGAAAAUAAUCUUGAAAGACUAAAUACAGAGGUUUACUUAUUUCAACACUUAGCUUCCUAAGUACUCAUGGGUGAAUACCAUGGUUAGAUGAGAGCGGUUGAGGUUGCAUAACCCUUAUACGGUAAGUAGCCAAAUUGUCCUGUGAUCAUAUAUGUAAAAACAUAGAAUAAAUGAGUUUAAUAUCCCCCUCCAAUGCAAUAUAUAUCUUGGCUGUGUCUGGGCAGAAGUGGUUGGUGAUUAGUGAUGUCCGGAACGGUUCGCCAAACGGUUCGCCACGGACGGCGAACAUAAACAUAAACUUUGACCCUGUACCUCACAGUCAGCAGACACAUUCCAGCCAAUCAGCAGCAGACCCUCCCUCCCAGACCCUCCCACCUCCUGGACAGCUCACUAAGAAUGCAGCUUCACAAUGAAUAUAAAAUGGAUGCUGUCCAGGAGGUGAGAGGGUCUGGGAGGGAGGGUCUGCUGCUGAUUGGCUGGAAUUUGUCUGCUGACUGUGAGGUACAGGGUCAAAGUUUAUGUUUGUGUUCGCCGUCCGUGGCGAACCGUUCGGCGAACCGUUCGGGACAUCACUAUUGGUGAUGUUAAAUCAUUAUUAUAAAUGUAAAAGAAAACUGAGCAUUACUCAAUUUAAUAUAAGUUACAAGGGAUUUUCAGUGUGUUUUCAAUUGUGUCAUCUCCAGGGAAGUGACAGUUCCUCUUUAAUGAAUGUUUUGCAGAUGCAAACUAAUUUCAAUUUCCCUUAUAUUUUACAUACAGAAACAAUAAUAUAACACAGACCAUAGUACACAAGGGUAUUUAGUAAAGAGUAAGCUCUCAGGCCUUCUAAAGUGAUUACUAAAGUAAAUUUAGUGUGCAUUUCUAACUGAAAAAGUAUUUAAGUUAGAGGCAAUUAUCAAUGUUUUAGUAAAUAUUGUAGUGAUAAUAAUGUAUGACAAUAUUUAACAAUAGAAUGUGAUCAACCUCUAUAAGGGUUAUCUCAAUUGAAAUAAGAAUUAUCAGCUAAUUUCAAAUUUAAGGCCAAAAUGACUGAUUUGGGAAAACCUUUUAACCCCUUAAGGGGGUCAUGAUUCCAUUUUAUUCCAGAAGUUUGGUCCUUAAGGGGUUAAGUCACCUUUGCUUCCAGUUUGGCUAUUCUGGUGAAAAAUUUGAAAUCCACAUUGAAUUCACUGUGAAUUGCAAACAAUUCUCAUUUUAAUGAAUAACCCUGUCUUUUAAUUGCAUCUGUCUAUCACAUAAAUUGGGAGGAGUUCCCUUUUAAGGCUUGUAGAGGGCCGCAGCUGCAGAGCACCUGAUACCACAGAGGAAGCACUGUCUCCCAGAGGAGAGUGGUACGCUCUGAUAGUUUUAAACAUUUUGUCUUGGUAGUACAUUUUUAAUUAAUACUAUUGACAGGACUCAAAAUUUUAAGGCCUGUAAUUCUAGAAAGAACUUAAACAUACUCGCCAGUGUAAGUCUUAACCUCUUUAGUCCCACACCUGCUCUAACAGUAAACUUAAAAUUCACACCUCCCUUCGUUUCCGAAAGCAAUUAAUAUUGCAAAAAAUAUGUAAUUGACAUGAAAAUGUAAUUCUUAUAAUAUAUUAUAAAUUUUUGCGCAUGGAAAAUUUUAUUGUUAUAAUAUAUUAUUCAUAUUUGUGUAUAAAAAACACUGCAGUUUUUUAACUUCCAUCACAGCCAAGGUAUGAUGUGAACCCUUAUUAAACAUUCGUCUACUGUACUUCCUUUUUUUGUUGUUGACAUUUUCUCUUAGGGUACAGAAUUGUAAUAUAUACUGGUCUGGCAGCAGAGUUAAUAAUGGAACAACUUCAAUCAUUUAUGAAGAAAGACAAACUGUUAACUAUGUUAGCAAUAAUUAAAAUUAAACAGUCUUGGAAAAAUCCAUUGACAAAAUGACAUUUUUUAUAUCUGUAUCUAAACUUAAUUUAAAAAAAAAGCAAUUCCAGAUAAAUCCAUUGACAAAAUGACAUUUUUUAUAUCUGUAUCUAAACUUAAUUUAAAAAAAAAGCAAUUCCAGAUAUGUUAAUUAGGGAUGUCAAACCUCCCCACUAACAUUUUUGCACCUCCCCAGGGGAGGCACGCCUGACAGGUUAAGAACCCCUAUUCUGGGGGAUCCAUGGCACACUUACCAAGGAUUAAUUUCUACUUUGCAAUUGCUAUUGAGGGAGUGGGAACUUUGAGCCCUGCUGUUACCAAACAAAACAUUCUACACUAUUGGACAUUAAUUUUUUGUACUACAUACAGUUGUGCUCAAAAGUUUGCAUACCUUGGAAGAAAUUGUGAAAUUUUGGCUUUAAUUUUGAAAAUAUGACUACUCAUGCAAAAAAAAUAAAACAUUUUUAUUGACGGAUAGUGAUCAUAUAAAGCCAUUUAUUAUCACAUAUUUGUUUAGCUACUUUUUAAAUCGUAAUAACAACAGAAAACACCCAAAUGGCCCUAAUCAAAAGUUUACAUACCCAUGAAUGUUUGGCCUUGUUACUGACAUACAAGGUGACACACCCAGGUUAAAAUGGCAAUUAACGGUUCAUUUCCCACACCUUUGUCUUUUUAAAUUGCAGUUAGUGUCUGUGUAUAAAUAGUCAAUGAGUUUGUUAGUUCUCACGUGGAUGCACUGAGCAGGCUAGAUACUGAGCCAUGGGGAGCAGAAAAGAACUGUAAAAAAACCUGCGUAACAUGGUUAUGGAACUUUAUAAAGAAGAAAAGGAUAUAAAAAGAUAUCCAAAGCCUUGAAAAUGCCAGUCAGUACUGUACAAUCACUUAUUAAGAAGUGGAAAAAUCAGGGAUCUCUUAAUACCAAGUCAAGGUCAGGUAGACCAAAAAAGAUUUCAGCCACAACUGCCACAAGAUUUUUUUGGAAUACAAGGAAAAGCCCACAGUAACCUCAGGAGAAAUACAGGGUGCUCUGGAAAAAGACAGUGUGGUUGUUUCAACGAGCACAAUAUGACAUUUCUUGAACAAAAGAGACCUGCAAGGUCGAGUUGCCAGUAAGAAGCCUUUACUGCGCCAAUACCACAAAAAAAGCCUGCUUACAAUAUGCCCAGCAACAUCUUAACAUUCUGGCACAUUGUAAUUUUGAGCGCUGUGUUUGGAGAGGGUUCAACAAGGCCUAUAGUGAAAAAAAUACCAUCCGCACUGUGGUGCAUGGUGGUGGCUUGCUGAUGUUUUGGGGGUGUGUGAGCUCUAAAGGCAUCGUGAAGGUUGUAAAAAAUUUGCAUUGUCUGCCAUGAAGGCUAUACAUGGGACAUUCUUGGACUUGGACUUCUGCAUGAAGGCUAUGCAUGGGACAUUCUUGGACUUUCCAGCAUAACAAUGACCCUAAGCACAAGGCCAAGUUGACCCUCCAGUGGAUACAGCAGAAAAAUGUAAAGGUUCUGGAGUGGCCAUCACAGUCUCCUGGCCUUAAUAUCAUUGAGCCACUCUGGGGAGAUCUCAAACGUGCGGUUCAUGCAAGACAACCAAAGACUUUAUGACCUGGAGGCAUUUUGCCAAGACGAAUGUGCAGCUAUAUCACCUGCAAGAAUUAGGGGCCUCACAGACAACUAUUACAAAAGACUGCACACUGUCAUUGAUGCUAAAGGGGGCAACAGUAUUAAGAACUAAGGGUAUGCAGACUUUUGAACAGGGGUCAUUUCAUUUUUUUCUUCGUUGCCAUGUUUUGUUUUAUGAUUGUGCCCUUCUGUCAUAACCUACAGCUGAAUAUGAAUCCCAUAAGAAAUUAAAGAAAUGUGUUUUGCCUGCUCACUUAUGUUUUCUUUAAAAAUGGUACAUAUAUUACAAAUCCUCCAAGGGUAUGCAAACGUUUGGAAAAACGUUUUAAAGCUCGUACUAUGGACAUUCGAUACUAUAAUCCUAAAUAUUUAACUAUUUAUAUACUUUUUUGUAUAUUGGAGCAAUAUUGAAUUUAUUAAAUGUUCUAUUUUUAUUACUUUUCAAUUCAAACUACUACUCUAUCUCUAUUAUAAUUAAAUGGAGCUAGAUUCAACAUUUCACUUACUCUAUCAGAGGUUGUUUGUGUAUUUAUACCUCAUAUUUUACUAUUACUGAGCUACUCUAUCUUUCCAGGAAACACAGCAAGUCACAUUUGACUUAGACAUUGUGACAGGCAUAUUGUGUAUUCAUUUGUGUUUUCCUUAGUAACUUCUGGGGUUAAGCCCCUUGAGACCCCUGGAGUCUCUAUUUGGUAAUAUAGACAGUAGGUCACAACUGGACCAUUGACAUUAGUCAUAGGACCCUAGUGGUGACCUAUUGAGGUCUAUGGGGGGAUCCCUCUAGGCCACAAGAUCUUCCAUAGUCCCAGCAAUUCUCUGCAACAGUCCCCACUUUGUCUCUGUAUAUCUCUUGACAGGAUUGGAAUUUAAAUGAAAUUCCUACAGAGUCAUAAUGAGCAGAUUUUUUUUAAACAGUUUAACUCUUUAUCUAGGAUCAGCCAGGUUCCGCUCCCUGCCUUCACUAUUGCUCAGUGAAAGCUGUGAGUGCUCUGCAAUGAGUUAAGGCACUCAAGGCAUUAGCUUAUUAGCUAAGCAUUCAGCUGGUUCUCUCAGCCAAUGAGCUAGUCCUCUACUGCAGGGUUUAGCCCUCUAGAGUGUACAAUGUGAGGGUGUCAGGGAGUGGUUAUAGGUUUAACCACUAUGGAAGAUGCCAAAAAAAUUAGAACAGUGGUGGAGUGAAUGCUCUUGUGUUUGUAUUCAAGUUUCCAGUGAGAGCAUUAGUUUGAACCUUGAAAUGUACAUCUCUAAUUAUACUCCCCUAUUUUUGUUUAUUAUUUUACAAAAUAUAAGUUAGAAGUAUGGGUUCUCACAGUACCCCUAAAGCAAGUAAUAAUAAGCACUAGUUCCCUAUUGUGCUGCUUACACUUCCCACUGUAGCUCCAACAGGGAAAAUACCAAAAUAAAUGCAACAGACGUUUAUGUGCACCAAACAGUGUCUCCAGUGGCGUACAUACCGUGGUUGCAGGUGUCGCAGCUGCGACCAGAGCCAUCACUCAAGGGGGCCCGGCUGCCCUGCGACCGGGUACCCACUUCCAGCCUGUGCGGCAAACCGCCGGGGCCUCCGUUCAAGGGUCAGGUGGCCCAUGCUGUUAGGGCCACCCGAUGGAGAUGGAUUUUAAGGGGGCCCGGUCAGCGCUGCGGUGCUUUAACAGCACAACCGCACCCCCUGUGAUGACAUCACUGCUGGGAGAAAGUGACUGCCUGUCACUCCUCCCAGCUAUCACACAGAGCCCGCGCAAAAGGAAGCAGAGGAGGGAGUCAGAGUGGAAUCUCUUUCUCCCAUCAACCUGAGCCACCACUGGACCCUGGGGAAAGUCACCCUCCUGCACCUAAAAGGUAGGAAACAGGAGGGUGACUUAUACAUUUUGUGUGUGUGUGUGUGUGUGUGUGUUUGUAUGUGUCUUUGUAUGUAUGUGUGUGUGUCUGUCUGUCUGUAUGUAUGUGUCUGUGUGUCUGUCUGUAGGUAUGUGUGCCUGUCUGUUUAUAUGUAUGUAUGUAUGUAUGUGUCUUUGUGUGUAUGUGUGCCUGUCUGUUUGUAUGUGUCUUUGUAUGUAUGUGUGCCUGUCUGUAUGUAUGUGUCUGUGUCUAUGUGUGUGUUGUCUGUAUGUAUGUGUGUGUGUGUUGUCUGUAUGUAUGUGUGCCUGUCUGUUUGUAUGUAUGUGUAUGUAUGUGUCUUUGUAUGUGUGUGUGCCUGUCUGUGUCUGUGUGUCGGUCUGAAUGUAUGUUUGUGUGUAUGUGUGAGUACCUGUCUGUUUGUAUUUGUCUGUCUGUAUGUGUCUAUGUGUGUGUGUGUGUGUCUCUCUAUGUAUGUUUGUGUGUCUGUAUAUAUGUGUGUGUGUCGGGGGGAAGUGGGAGGAAGAGGGAGGGGGGAACCCACGGAUCAGUUUUGCACUGGGGCGCCAUGGAUUGUGUGUACGCCACUGAGUGCCUCCACACUUUUAUUGAAGGAUCAAGUGUCACAGUAAAUGUUUUGGCUACAACCCCUUUUCAAUGCAUCUUAAGUAGAUGCAAGUUUACUUGGCAAGGGCUCACACGUGUCAUCUUAAGAUAAACAUACUGCAAGCACUCUUUUUUCAAUGAUAGAUCACAACUCCCUUUUUUCUACAAUGCCAAUCAUUUAGUACAAAUUAUUACUAAAGAUGCUUCAAGUACAGGAUAGGGUGCUAAGAUCACACCACAAAAGAAUUAUGGAACAGAAACGAUUGUCUUCAGGGAAUCAAAAUCACUCCUGAGAGCUCUUUACUAUUUUCAUCCUCUCCUCUCCUAAACCAGUGGAUACAAAUAAGGUCAGACAAUGAUACAACCAUUUCUUACAUAAAUCAACAAGGUGGCACAAGAUCCAUUUGUCUGGUGAUACUAGCAGGAAAGAUUAUGAGGUGGUCAGAAUGUCUUCUCCUGGGCAUAAAUGCAGUCCACAUAAAAGUUUCAGAUGUUUCAAAUGUCCUGAACAGAACAAAAAGUACCAAAGUCAGGAUAACAAACAAAUUACAGAAAUAGACUUAUAGACUCCAAAGAAAACAAGAAGCUAAACAGAUUUGGUUCUCAAGAUUGAUAACCCAGAAGUAUAUGCACUUUUGGUCUGGGGAAAAUUACAACUUGGCGUUUAUUUUUCCUCGAAUCAAGAAAUGUACUUUGAGAGACACAAAAAAAUUACGCAAAUGUGAAAUAGAAAAGAAUGCAACAAGUACUACUCCUGCUCCUCAAUAUCAGUCUACCGAAAGUUGUCAACGUGUAAUUGUAUAUCGUACCCUGUGAUUGUGAUUGUUUGCUACUGCCACUGUAUGACCUUAACACCCGAUUGACUUUCUUCCCUUCCCUGUUUUCUACUUCUGUAACCCCCACUUGAACUUGAAAACAACUGAUAAAUAAAGAUUGUCAAAAAAUAAAUAAAAAAAUCAAGCUGUGGAACUAGCAACACUUUAAUUCUUGCCCAGGAGAUCUUGGUUCAUGAAUCAUAUAGAUAUGUUCAAAGUGAAAUAUUGGAUUCUUCAGUCAGAUGAGCUUCAGGAGCAGGAGAUUAAUCAACAGUUCAUUCAAAGAAAGCUUGGCUUCUAAAAGGUUCCUCUUAUAGUCAGCGGGCUUAUACCUUCUUCUGGCCUUAAAUCAAUGAUUACUUGAUUAAUCAGAGAUAUCUCCAGAGACCAUGAGACAAAUUCAAUUUAUUUUUGAAAUUGAGAGGGUAUUAUUACAUAUGUUGUUCUAUGAGAUGUAAGGUUAUACAGAAGAGUGUUCAUUCUGCCAUUUGAACUUUGACAAAUGUAUAAGGAAUUGAGUGCUGAUGCCAAUCAGAUUUUAUUUUUGUAACAAUGAGCUAAGAUGAAGGUGCCAGGUUCAUGCUAUAAAGAAGAUUAUAUUCCUGAAUUUCUUUUUAUUUUUCAUAUUUAAAACCACUUAAACAUUAAAAAAUAAACAUAAUAUUAACACUCUUAGGAAUUUAUAGUUCCCUUUUAAAACCUCCCAACUAAACUUUACACAGAUGGGUCCUGUAAAAUAAAGGAGAGGACAUAUUUCUCCUUGUGCCCCACCCUUGGGCAAUAGAGGACUUGGAGGCUAUGAAAUCACAAAAAUGGUCCUGCUGCCCCUAGACAGCAGAAGCUAGUGGGGAAUGCUAAUUUUAAACCACGGGGAACCUAGCAUACCUUACAGUCCCUGCCCUGUGCAACAGCAGAGGGCUAUUAUACCAAACCUCACCUGUCCUAGUUCUGCAACCUCCUUCUACAAUUCCACCCUCUCUUCUCAACUAGACAUCAUGGCACCUUUUACAUUUAAACGCCGCAGGCCCCCCCAACAACAACCCUGGCACACCAAGCUCACUCGAUACCUCCAACAAUGCUCCAGAACUGCUGAACGCUGUUGGAGAAAGUCUCACUGUCUAUCUGACUUUCUCCACUAUAAAUUUAUGCUGAGCUCAUACAGCUUGGCUCUUUCCUCUGCAAAAGUUAAUUACUUCAACACCCUCAUAACCACACUCUCCCGCGAAUCCAAACGACUAUUUCACACAUUUAAGUCUCUUCUUCGCCCUGCUGUUCCUCCUCCACCUACUAACUUGACCGCCUCAGACUUUGCAACUCACUUCACUGACAAGAUCUCUACAAUCAGAGAAGAGAUCUCUCAUCUUUCUUCUUCCUCUUACAAUACUUCCCCUAACUUCACUCCCUCUGCUGUUCUAUGUUCAUUCACAUGAACCUACAUUGGAAGAAGUUUCUGCUCUGCUCCAGUCCUCCCGCCCCACCACCUGCUCCCUAGAUCCAAUUCCCUCGCAUCUCAUCCAUACUCUGUCUUCUUCUCUUUCUCCACCUCUCACUAAAAUCCUUAAUCUCGCUCUCUCCUUUGGUAUAUUUCCAUUGCCCUUCAAACAUGCAACUGUAACCCCGAUUCUAAAGAAGCCCAAUCUUGACCCUAACUCCCCAUUCAACUAUCGUCCUAUCUCGCUACUGCCUUUUGCAUACGAGAUCCUUGAAAAAAUUGUGUAUGCGAAAUUGACAGACUUUCUCGAGUCCAACUCUCUGCUAGACCCGCUUCAGUCUGGUUUCCGCGCUAAGCACUCUGUGGAAAUGGCACUGACCAAAGUAUCCAAUGAUCUACUCGCUGCAAAAUCUCGUGGUCACUACUCUAUCCUAAUUCUCCUUGACCUGUCUGCGGCUUUUGACACUGUUGAUCAUCAACAGCUUCUUCUCAUCCUCCGCAAUAUCGGUCUACAAGAUACUGCUCUCUCCUGGUGCUCCUCCUACCUCUCCCAGCGCUCUUUCAGUGUUUCUUUCUCUGGCUCUGCUUCUUCUCCCCAACUCCUCUCUGUUGGUAUCCCCCAAGGUUCAGUCCUUGGUCCCCUACUGUUCUCCAUCUAUACUGCCUCCCUUGGUAAACUCAUUAGCUCCUUUGGCUUCCAAUAUCAUUUCUUUGCAGAUGACACGCAAAUCUACCUGUCCUCUCCUGAUCUCUCCCCGUCCCUCUUGACUAGUGUCUCUGACUGCCUCUCUGCUGUUUCUAACUGGAUGGCUGCCCACUUCCUUAAACUAAACUUGACCAAAACUGAAAUUCUGGUCUUUCCUCCCUCAAGUGUUGUUACUCCUGUGUCUGUCUCCCUCCAAGUCAACGGUGCUACCAUCAGCUCCACCACAGGCUCGCUGCCUAGGUGUUCUCUUUGACUCCGACCUCUCCUUCAAGCCUCAUAUUCAAUCUAUCGCCAAAUCCUGUCAUUUCCAUCUAAAAAACAUUGCGCGCAUCCGCCCCUACUUAACGCCAGAUGCGACUAAGGUGUUGGUCCAUUCCACUGUCCUUUCUCGCCUUGACUACUGUAAUCCGCUUCUCAGUGGUCUUACGUGCUCCCAACUAGCGCCGUUACAGUCCAUAAUGAAUGCGGCGGCAAGGCUCAUCUUCCUGUCUGCCUGCACCUCCCAUGCCUCACCCUUCUGUCAAUCCCUACACUGGCUUCCAAUAAAAUAUAGAGCUCAAUUUAAAAUUCUGGUUCUUGCUUUCAAAUCGCUACAUAAUGCUGCUCCCACCUAUCUAUCCUCCCUUAUACACAAGUAUGUCCUGUCUAGGCCCUUACGAUCUGCUGAAGACUUACGUCUAUCUUCUGUCCGUACUCCCACCUCUAAUGCUCGCCUUCAAGAUUUCUCGAGGGCUGCACCGUUCCUGUGGAACUCGCUUCCCUCCUCCGUUAGAUGCUCACCCAGUCUCCAUUCCUUCAAAAAAAUUGUUAAAAACCCACUUCUUCAUAAAAGCGUAUUAGUUAAACUGUUAAUAGCUCCUGACUGAUUCCUCUUCUGCAACUAUCAUUGGUCUAAUACUAUCCUUACCUUUUUGUGUCAUUUUACCCCACUCCCUCUAGCAUGUAAGCUCAUUGAGCAGGGCCCUCAACCCCUCUGUUCCUGUGUGUCCAACUUGUCUGGUUACAACUACAUGUCUGUUCGUCCACCCACUGUAAAGCGCUACGGAAUUUAAAAAUAUCAUCAUAAUAAUAAUAAUAAUAAUAAUAACAGGGACCUAAUUUUCAUCCCCUAUACCCAUUGGUGUUUUCUGUGGGGUCUCUAAAUCAUAGCACAAGGGGGAUCACCCAUGGGCUCUCAAGAAUAAUGCAAGGUGUGGAACUAGUGUACCCCAUCCAAGCCCCCAUGGGCAUAGGCUCUAAAUAAUAAUACAAGGGUCAUGGACAAUCCACCCCCCCCCCACCCCCACCACCCAAUUAGUGACAUGGUCCACCCUGCCAUCCUAGGCAAGCUACUUAAAAAAAACAAAAAAACACAACAACUGUGUCGCAAACAAAGGCCAACACCAGUGGAUAAGUUGGAGGGCUAUAUUAUAAAUACACUUACCCCUGAAACAGUAGGUGUAUCUGGUAUCAAGUGUUCAAAAACUAUAAUAAAAAAAAACAAAACAGAAUGUAGUGUAGCAAGUUUGUCAUAAUAAAGAGUGCAAUGUAAAUAAAUAGGCUACACUCACAAUGGACAGAGCCUUAAAGGGAUAGGCUCAGAUCGCUCUGGUGGAUGUGUGCUAUGGUGACCUUAUCCCUCUUCAGUCUUCAACAAGAGUAACUUAAAGGAAAAACAAAAAAUACAAAAGUAUCUAGUGCAGCAACCCUGAUGAUUAAAUAACUAAACCAAUAGACACAGAACUGCUCACUUUAAAAAGAGCUGUCCGUAACGAGGCUCUAGGUAAAAGCACUUAUGUGUCUAUAAAGGGGGAGCAAACCCUUCUUGAAUGCAGGACCAAGCUGGUUUAGGAUGCCACAGGACCAAGUGGUAAAGUGCAAAACUGAAUUUAUUAAACUAUACAAUAAAAACAAAUAAAGUUAAAAUCAAUAAAUGUCCUUGGGGUCUCCUCCGAGACCUGCUUCGCUGACAUGGAGUUUCUUCAAUCAGAUGUACCAGCUUCCAUUAAGAGUCCUUUUAAACCACUUUCUUGAAUGUGGUUGGGUACUUCCCAUAUGAGUUCUCCAAUUGUGGCUUAUGUGGGCAAAGUCCUGGCAACUUCACAGCAUUAUGAUGGAGUCUUUUGUGAACUGGAAGUGACGCAUAAUGUCAAUUCCACUUUGCUCAUAUCAAAAGGUCUCUGCAGUAUGUGAGUCGUUCUACUUAAACUCACUAUUAUAAUAUUAUUUUUUACAUGUUACGCUAUGAUUUUUCUUUUUUUCAGUUUAUAUUUUUUAGGUUAAACAACCUGCUCUACCUUUAGUAUCCUGAAAGUGUAUUUGUAAAACAUAGCAAUUUAAAAAAAAAAAACAAAUAAGAUUAGGCGUUCACUAUAGUGAUGGAUACAAUAGGGAGUAGGCAGCAGUGACCACACAAGGAUUCCCUACCUUGUGAUAAAUCAAUAGUGAACAGAAAGAAAAGAGGAAACCGCGCCCUUAUUGUUAUACGCAAAUACGUACUCAAGUCCUUAUGGUCUUAAGGGAUCUUAUAAUAAUGUAACUCAAAAGAAAAAAAGAGAUAUACAAAUAAUAGUGUAGCACUGUUAAUAUUCCGUAAGUGAGCAAGGAGUAAAUAGAUGUACACUAACAUGUGACAGAGCUAGAAACAGAGCUCUACUGUUCAUGCGCAUAGACGGAAUAAUCCCCGUCUUAGGAUAAAUGUAAGGUGGUCCACGUCUUGAUGGUCUCAAAUAAAGAACACACAGAUAGACAGAAGAAUCAGCAGUAAAUACUAAAAUCUCUUGGGAUAAUGGAUAAAUAUAAAGUGUUGUACUCACAUUUACUAGAGCGUGCCUCGCUCUAGUUUAUAAGGUGUAGGUGUUUAAUCCCCACCAAGGAAUAAGAUGGUAACCAGGAAAAAAUAAUAUAAUAAUGGAUAUCUCAGAGUGAUAAAAAUAUAUAAAAUAGUAACUGUUUAUUGUACACGAAAAUCAAUAAAAACAAAUAAGAAACACUCUAUGAGAAAGUCCAUAAAAAUCCACUUUACGCGUUUCACCUGUAGAGGCUUCUUCAGAAGUGUGGAUAGAGUCCUUUUUAAUGUCCAAAUAUAUAAAUAUCUUACAAUUGUGGGUAUAAAUAAUAUUAUAUGUAAAGUACACACAAAAAAGACCCAUCAUAUAUUAAAAAAUAUGGAAAAAUCAGCUUGGCAUACAUAGUAAAUGUAAACAUAAUAGAAAAAAAGAUUUGUAAAUGUAUGUCAGUAUAUAAUGGCAAAAAAAACGUUAAUGUAAACAAAUAGCAUUAUCUUAUAACAAGAUAAAUGCAGACAGUAAAUACAAAGAAAAUAAUAUAAAAAGCAUAUAAAACAUAAGUAAAUAUAUAAAUAUGGUGGAAAUCAAGUAUAAAAAUUGAUACUUAAAAACAAGGCUAUAGCCUUAAAAAUAUACAUAUAUAAUAAAAUACAGAAAAAAGGUAAAUAUAUUAAUCUAAAAGAAGCAACAAGUAAUUAGGAGGUAAAUAUAAAUAUUAUAAAAAAUUAAAAAGAUCAAAAUCUAUAUUUAAUCCAUUCGGAUGCAAAGUAUCAAUUUUAAAUACCCAUUCCAUCUCCUUUUUUCCUAUUAUUUUGAUAAAAUCACCUCCUCUCCAAUGUUUUUUUUUACUAUCGUGAUCCCUAUGAAUGUGAGAAAUUUGGGAUCAUUAUUAUGCUUGCAGAAAUGGGCAGACACUGAGUGUUUUUCAUAGUUUUUUUCAAUAUUUCUGCAGUGUUCAGCUAUACGUAUUUUUAAAGGUCUAAUAGUACGGCCAAUAUAUUGGAGGCCACAAGGGCAUUCCAAUAAAUAAAUAACAUUCUUACUUUCACAGGUAAUAAUUUCUUUAAUGUUGUAAGUCUUAUUAUUAUUAUUCGAUUUAAAAGUGGACCUACUCUUUUCUGUUGGCUUCGUUUUUUUGCAAGCUAUACAGUUAUUACAUUUAAAAAAACCAUUGGCAAGGGGUGGGAAAUGUUUUGUAUGUGUAUUUUCUCUUUGAUCUUUAGUGUAAUUGUUUGUAAGGUGCAUUUUUAAAUUUGGAGCACCUCUAAACACAAUGUGUGGUUUAUUAGGAAUCAUGUCUUUAAGGAUAGGAUCCUCUUUUAGAAGAUGCCAAUGUCUGUUCAUUAUUCUUUUUAGAUUUUUAUUUUUAUCAUUAUAAUCCAAUACUAUGGGUAGAAUAACUUGAUUUUGUUGUUGAGGUUUUAUUUUAUGUAUAAGUUCUUUUUGGUUGAUUUUUAAUGUUUGUUGAAUAGUAGAUUCUAUUAAUUCUUCAUUGUAACCCUUAUUUGUUAAACUGUUUUUAAUCUUAUUAGCCUGUUGUAUAAAAACGGUGUUAUCAGAACAAUUUCUCCUGAAUCUAGUAAUUUGGCUCUUUGGAAUACUGUUGAGCCAAGCUUUAUUAUGGCAGCUUUUUGUAUUAAUAUAAUUAUUAACAUGGACAUCUUUAAAAUUAGUUUUAGUAUGGAUAGUGCAAUUUUCAAUAUAGAUAUUAAGAUCUAAAUAAGUAAUUUCUUUAUCGCUAAUUUCAGAGGUUAAAAUGAUUCCCUCCUGGUUUGAAUUUAAAAUAAAAUCAUGGGCUUCUUUUAAUAGGGCCUUUCCAAAUAAAAAUGAGGUCAUCUAUGUAUCUGGAAUAGGUAAAACCAUUGGAGAGGAGGUGAUUUUAUCAAAAAAAUAGGAAAAAAGGAGAUGGAAUGGGUAUUCAAAAUUGAUACUUUGCAUCCAAAUGGAUUAAAUAUAGAUUUUGAUCUUUUUAAUUUUUUAUAAUAUUUAUAUUUACCUCCUAAUUACUUGUUGCUUCUUUUAGAUUAAUAUAUUUACCUUUUUUCCGUAUUUUAUUAUAUAUGUAUAUUUUUAAGGCUAUAGCCUUGUUUUUAAGUAUCAAUUUUUAUACUUGAUUUCCACCAUAUUUAUAUAUUUACUUAUGUUUUAUUUAUACCCACAAUUGUAAGAUAUUUAAAUGUAUCUUAUGUUCUUAUAGUUUUUAUUUUUAUUUUCUCAUUCAUUUUAGUAUAUUUUUUAAAUGAUAUCUCUUAGGAAGUUCUUAGCAGUAUUAUUUUAGUUGUUUAUCAUCUGCUCUUGUUCUAUAAUGGUGAGAAUGUAUUUAAAGAUGUUAUACACCUGUCACUUUAAAUCGCAUGCUAAGCCCCUAUUGGUGUCACUCUAUUAAGAUACAUAUGAUUAAUUGAUUUAAGGUUAUCUUAACAAUAUUAUAUGCACUAUGUAAUUCAUCAUAAUAUAUUAGAUUGAUAAUACCCUUAUUAGUGGUAUAAAAGUAAUGUACUAUUAUUACUAUUGCCGUUUUUUUUUGUUUGCGUUCCUUCUGUGGAACGCAUAGAAUACGUUUGUACUAUCAUUCUGAUUGCCGUUUUUUGCUUGCGUUCCAUCGUCUGGUUACGCUGCGUCAUUUCCGGUAACAUAACAUAACCCAUAUCCUCCAAUAUAUUAUUGGCCAAGAUGUCGCAGCGUCACUUCCGGUAUGACGCGCGCGCGAAAACCAGGAAACAGUAAGUAAUUCUCAAACAUAUGAAGAUAAUUGCUUUAAGUUUGACUCCCUAUAUAUUUGGACAUUAAAAGAACGCUAUCCACACUUCUGAAGAAGCCUCUACAGGUGAAACGUGUAAAGUGGAUUUUUAUGGACUUUCUCAUAGAGUGUUUCUUAUUUGUUUUUAUUGAUUUUUGUGUACAAUAAACAGUUACUAUUUUAUAUAUUUUUAUCACUCUGAGAUAUCCAUUAUAUUAUUUUUUCCUGGUUACCAUCUUAUUCCUUGGUGGGGAUCAUACCACCUACACCUUAUAAACUAGAGCGAGGCACGCUCUAGUAAAUGUGAGUACAACACUUUAUAUUUAUCCAUUAUCCCAAGAGAGUUUAGUAUUUACUGCACUAUGUGGAUUCUUCUGUCUAUCUGUGUGUUCUUUAUUUGAGACCAUCAAGACGUGGACCACCUUACAUUUAUCCUAAGACGGGGAUUAUUCCGUCUAUGCGCAUGAACAGUAGAGCUCUGUUUCUAGCUCUGUCACAUGAGUGUACAUCUAUUUACUCCUUGCUCAGUUACGGAAUAUUAACAGUGCUACACUAUUAUUUGUAUAUCUCUUUUUUUCUUUUGAGGUACAUUAUUGCAAGUAUAUGACCAUAAGGACUUGAGUACGUAUUUGCGGAUCACAAUAAGGGCGCGGUUUCCUCUUUUCUUUCUGUUCACUAUAGCAAUUUUUUAGCAUUUCUGGAUUUGAUGGCUACUAUUAAACUUAAAAUACACACAUAUGAGACACUGGCUGUGCCUAGUAUCUCUUUAAUCUGCUUUAAAAAAAAGCUUUUUAACUGCAUGUGUAGACAGGAAGCACAAAGAGCUAUAAUUGUUUAACUUGGGUGGUUAGACAUCUGGGGUCUUAAAUGGGGAAGUCUUAGAAACAUUUAUCUAUUUUCACAGUAAGGUAGAAAAAUUUACUUCCGAAACAAAUUGUUUGUGAUUUGUUUUUAUUCUAAUGUGGAUGUGGUUAUGGGAAUUUUCAGGAACUGACCAUGAGAUUAAUAUUUUAGGUUAGGAUUAAGAGUGAUCAAUGAUUCAAAACAUGCCAAACAUACUGUAGCUUGCAUGGUUUAAGGAACACUCCAGAAACGUUCAAGGGGCACUCUACUGCCCCUUAAAAAAAAAAAAAAAAUCCCUGCCUAGUAGAUGUACAGCCAUUGAAAAUAUGCAUUAUUGGGCGUAUAUCGAAAUACAGCUUGCAAGAGCCAAAAUUCUCUUGUCUGCUGCCUUUCCAAACCCUGCCUCUCUAACCCAGCCCAGACUUUCUAUGGUUGUCCUAUCACAGACUGCCCAAUGCAGCUCAAUAAAAAGUCUUUGCAGGGCAGGUGCUAUGAGCUAUAACAAACCAAGGAUGUAUUAGGACCUGUGGUCUGCUUGACAGCCAUGGUGUUGUAACAAAACAAAUUUAUAAAACUGCAGAUUUCUAUAGAAAUCUGCAUUGUUUGUAAAAUGAAAGAAAAAUGCACUCUUCACAUAUAAAGCAAUUCAGCAAGAUUAAGUGCCUCAAACUGUCGUGUUUUUUCUUUUGAUUUUCCUUUCCUUAUGCCUCCUGUCCCUUAAUGAUAUGCUCCCUCCCUUGUCAGUUGUCUUUAUUUAUAUAUAUUACUUUUUGUCCUUGUGCUGGAUCUUCGUACCUGGGCACAGCCAUUUUGUUCUCCUCUGCUUUGGUGUCUGCUGUUUGCCCUGUGGGAUUAGGUUACUGAUGGAUUGUCGGUAAAUUUGAUUGGCAACUGAAAGCUCUGCCCAUUUUUAAGUUUUGUCAAAUUGACCGUGAUGAAUACAGCUGUUUCUGUGCUUUAUCAAUAUCUGCUAGUGGGAGAUGGACAGUCCAAACAUAUGUUUAAAAGGCGUUGGGAGAUAAGCCUAGAUACAUAGAAACAUAGAAACCAUGGAAAGAAUAUAUGGCUGGGGGGAGAGGACAUUGAUUAAGGAGAUAGGAGAGUUGGGAGUCUAAGAUCAGGGAGAUGGCUAGGACCUACACUCACUGGUGAGUUUUGAUACCUUAUUCCUAUUUUCUUUUUAUAAAUUUUAGUUAUUUAUUUAUUUAUUUAUUUAUUUUUAGGUAUUCCUAGUAAUGGAAAAUUUACUUGGCUAUUAAUAUUCUACCUCACUUGGGCAAUGUACCCACACUCCUGUCGAUGUGUGGAUUUGAAAGGAAUUCUUUAGCCAUUUCACACUUUCUACCUUUCCUAGCCAUCCCGCAAAACAUACACCUUCCCAUCUUCCCUUGCCAUUCCACACACCUCCCUCCCUGUCUAUGGUACACACCUUCUACAUGCUAAACAAUGUGUGCUAUGUCAGUAAACGUCCUAGACAUACAAUGGAAUGUUAACUAAGUAAUUUUUGUUUGCACAGAACUUGUAACACACGUAUAUUUUACCUUUCAGGUGAAAUCUGGUGCUGGAUGGAAUCAUGUAGAAACGCAUCAGGUUAGGUAUAUUUUCUUCUUCCCAAAAGAUGAAUCAUAAAGGGAGCAAUUUCAAUUGAAAUUAUAGCAUCUUAGAAGUGAUUAGUCAUAGUAGUAUUACCACAGCAUUGCAGAAGUAGGCACAUAGUUUACAGCGUAGUGAUUUUAUUCUCUUCUGAUUUUCAGUGUGCAGAUAAAGCCUUCAAACAUAAUAUCAUAAUAUAUAUGGAUAGUUUUUUUUUGACAAUCUUUAUUUAUUCUUUUAAUAGUCAUUCAGUGUGUUACAACUGUGAACAUACUUAGGUGAACAUUCGUUGAACAUGAAAACAUUCAAUUAUUGGCUAUUGAUUGUAACCGGCAUUACCGGUGUUAUGUCGGUAGUGUGUAGGUCUUUGUCAGGUAAGGCUGCGCUUCAUCAGAGGCUGCUGCUGAAGACUUUUGGUUUAGCUUUCACUUUGGUAGUGUCAGUUGCAGGCAUGAGGUAGGUAGAGCUAGUGUGAGGUAUGUGUUGUGCCAUGUGUUACUCCCUUGUGGACUUGCUUUGUUACGUGGGUUAUGUAAUUAUCCCCUUAGAAUAGCUUUCUAGUGUUUUGUUUUCAGUGGUUAUGUGUGUGGGUUUCGAGGCAUCUACAGAGUGUCCUCAUUCCGUCUAGGUUACUGGCUUGAUCGCAGUGGGUUAUUUGGCUAGUGUCACUUGUGUGUUGUGAUGUGUCGGUCAUUAUCGAAAAGGUGUGCUGUAUUCAGCUCUGGGUGUUGAGGUGACCUCGUCCUGGUCCUGUGUGGCUUGUUGUAUCCUAUGUCCUGCAUGUAGAUGCAUGCUCUACGGUGCGUCUUUUAUCUGUGUUUGCUCUGACUAUUUUAGGCGGUUCUGGGUGUUGACUAGUUUGGGGUAUCUGGAGUAAUUAUCGUCCCCAAUGGGCAGUUGAGUCUCGUGUCGGGUACAUGAACGGUUCUCGUCUCCUGGUGUUGUCUUCACACUCUGUCCUUCUAUCCCUGUUAUGUCUAUUUGUUUGCUGCCUGGGUAAUUUCUCUGUUAUUUCUCGGCCUUCCUCUGUCGUUCGCCCUCCCUCUCGUUUUGGUCACCAGCCUUCCGUCAUGUUAUGUAGUGGUGUAGGUUGGUGUGGGUACCUUCGAGAGUCAUGUCUCCAUGGUUCGUCAACAGUCUUGUGAAGGGGGGGGGGGCAGAUAGGUCAGUUGUGUGUGUGUGGGGGGUCAUUCAUAACUGGUUGUUACUGUAGCUAUACGUUGGUCUGUCGGGGUGGUUCUGCCGGUGCAGGCGCGCCCGCAAUCCCCGCCGGGACGUCUCUUGCAGCUCCUUUUGCUGUAUAUUCCAUCCAUGGGAAACAAGCCAGGGCACAUUUGUCCGAGUGUCCCUGCAGGGAGGCUGUCAUCAUUUCCAUGCUGAAUCAUGGAUAGUUUUUAUGUUACUUCUCAGUUCUCAAUUGUAUUUUCUCCCUGCAAUUUUUUGUCUUAAAGGGACACUAUAGUCACCAAAACAACUUUUGAAACUAUUUUGUUUUCAUGCAGGCUGUGAAAGUCAUAUGCAGGAAGGUGUGACUAGGGCUGCAUAAACAAAGUGAUUUAACUCCUAAAUGGAAGAGAAUUGAGCAGUGAGACUGCAGGGGCAUGAUCUAUAAACCAAUGCUGCUUCAUUAAGCUAAAGUUGUUUUGGUGAUUGUAGUGUCACUUUAAUGUACAUUUGUUUCAGUGUGUCUCUUUAUUUAUCCACAUGUUAUUUUUUGCAUAUAUUGUAAAGCUGUCUGGAUAAAAGCACAAUUUGAGAACGGUUAAAUAUAAAAAAAUAAAAUAAUAAUAUAUCCAUACAUUACUUUCAUCCAUACAUUAUUUUCAUCUUUAUUGAGAGCCAUAAAACCCACGACAACAGUUAAACAAUAGAAAAUAGAAUAGACAAUAGAAACAUUAGCUGGUAUUGCCAGAAUGUUGUCAUAAUGCAAGUAAAACCAUAUCAUUUAAUUUAUUUUGUUGAUAUGCUGUGCACUCAGAUGUUAUUGUUCAUGUUUCUGAAUAUACUUACAUAGUUACAUAGGCUGAAAAUAGACAUACCGUAUAUACUUGAGUAUAAGCCGAGUUUUUCGGCACAUUUUUUGUGCUGAAAAACCCCAACUCGGUUUAUACUCGAGUCAGUCUGUAUUAUGGCAAUUUACAUUGCCACAAUACAGACCAGGACCGCCGGGCUCAUUACAAGCGAGACUUACACUGUAAGCAGAAUGGAGCUGACAGAGGAGCUGCACGGAGGAGAAGGGAGCUGACAGGAGCUGCAGGAAGGUGAGCCCCCCCCACUGAACAGCCAAUGUCACUGGACCACCAGGGAUUUAAUAUUAUUAAAAUAAUAUUAAAAUAUUGUAAUAUUAAAAUAAUAAUAAUAUAAUAAUAAAAUAACAUUAUUAUUUUAAUAUUAUAUUGUAAUAAUAUUAUUUUAUAUUAUUAUUUUAUUAUUAUAUUAUUAUUUUAAUAUUAUUUUAAUAAUAUUAUUUUUUUUAAAUAAUGCAAAUUUUAAAAUAAUAAUAAUAUUAUUAAAAUAAUAUAAUAAAAUAAUAUAAUAAUAAAAUAAUAAUAUUAUUAAAAUAAUAUAAUAUUAAAAUAAAAAAAUAAAAAUAAAAAUGCCCUCCCCUCACCCAGUUUACACACACUGCACAAACACACACACUGCAUUCAUUAUAUACACACAAACACACACACUGCAUUCAUUAUAUACACACAUACACACAAAUACACACUCUGCAUUCAUUAUAUAUACACAUACACACACACACUCUGCAUUCAUUAUAUACACACACAAACACAUUCUGCAUUCAUUAUAUACACACACACAAACACACACUCUGCAUUCAUUCUAUACACACACUGUAAAUAAAUAUUCAAUUAAUGUAAUUUUAUUGGGAUCUAAUUUUAUUUAGAAAUUUACCAGCAGCUGCUGCAUUUCCCACCCUAGGCUUAUACUCGAGUCAAUAAGUUUUCAAAUUUUUUUGUGGUAAAAUUAGGGGCCUCGGCUUAUAUUCGGGUCGGCUUAUACUCGAGUAUAUACAGGGCCGGUGCAAGGAUUUUUGCCGCCCCAGGCAAAAGUAAAGUUUGCCGCCCCCCCCCCCUCGUGACAUCACAAUGCCCCACCCAUAUGACCUGCCAUGUUAACUAACGCUAGUGCUGCAGUGCCGCUGUGUUUACAUUAAAAGGCCUGCAGGGACAGGCUAUAGACACCAGGACCACUACAUUAAGCUGCAGUGGUUCUGGGGAUUAUAGUGUUUCUUUAAUGUGAGGUAAAUUAGAGAUUAGUGCCACGAAUAAUAUACUAGAUUACCUACUUACAAGCAGAUGAGGAUGAUGAUGGGCUCUAGCUGCAGUCUGGCUCCACUGGUCUGGUGUAUAACAGGAUCUCUGGAGGCUGUUUGUAACUGUGGUCACAAAAAUCAAUGUUCUGGGAGAACGAGAAGCAGCUCCAUUUUUUGGGGGCCCUUUACACAGCUCAAGGUCUGGGUCCCAGGGUCCACCUUCAUGUUCCACCAAUGAGUUUGUUCACAGGGGGUGGAGUGUGUAGGGGAUGUCCUUAUUUGUGUGUAAGGAAUGCAUUGUGUGAAUCUGUGUUUGUAUGUGUAAGGGCUGCAAGGUGUGUUUCUGUGUAUGUAAGGGAUGAAGUGUGUGUCUCCUCCAUGUUAGUUUCUUUCCCCCCACCUCCCUGUUAGUUUCUUUCUCCCCCCUCCCGUCAGUUUCUUUCUUCCCCCUCCUUCCCUGUUUCCUUCUCCCCCCUCCCUCCUCCUGUUUCCUUCUCCCCCCCUCCCUCCCUCCCUGUUUCCUUCUCCCCCUUCCCUCCUGUUUCCUUCUCCCCCCCUCCCUCCCUGUUUGUUUCUUCUCCCCUUCCCUCCCUCUCUGUUUCUUUCUUCUCCCCUCCCUCCCUCCUGUUUCCUUCUCCCCCCUCCCUCCCUCUCUGUUUCUUUCUUCUCCCCCCUCUCUCCCUCUCUGUUUCUUUCUUCUCUCCUCCCCCUACCUGUGUAGUAGCGUGGCCGAGCCUAGUCUAGUCCGCGGGUACAGGGAGCUGUUGUUUCCUGUACCCGGCCGACUAACAGGAAGUGAACACUCAGUGUUCCCUGUACCGGUCGAACCAUGCCAUACAGGGCUCGGCCACGCUACAGUGAGGGAGCUGACAGGAGGGAGCGCUGAGCGCUUCCCUCCUGUCAGCCUCUCCUCAGGCUGCGCCCGGGCGGUGCGGUCCGCCCUCAUGGACGCACCGCUCGGGCAAAGCUGCAGCCGCCUGAGGCGCUCUACAGAGCGCUCGGGUAGCUGCAGCAUGGGGGGGGCCGGCGCUCCUGGCGGCGCCCCCUCCCAAGGGGCGCCCUAGGCGGCUGCCUAGUCCGCCUAACAGGUAGCGCCGGCCCUGAGUAUAUACGGUACAUCUUAUCAAAUUCAUGAAAAACAAGGAGGUAUUCAGCGCUUUUCAGGUACUGAUACAGUCCAAAGAGCAGCUUAGUCACCAUAAUCGGGGUCUCUCGGCCCAUAGAGAAGCAAUUAAAAACACAAGCGGAAGUGUAGCGCCCAGUGGGUCCUUAGAGUAUAUAUAAUAAAACAAGGGAGAAAUGGAAAGCUGAUAAUGAAGUAUGUAACAAUUCUAAUAAAUAACAAGUAGAAGUAAAUAAACUCACACUUUAAGGGGGCUAAGAUGUAGGUAAAACUUAAGCGCCUGGAUGGAAUGAUCCCCAUCUGAGGAUAUGAUGUAGUGUAAACUCUUGUAGUGAGUUCUUGUGGUGGUAGUGACUCUCACAGAUAUGUAGGAAAGAUAAAAAAUAUAUAGUGCAGUAUAUCAAAUUUUAAUAUAAGGAUACAACUGAUGAUGGAUGUGCACUCACGUGAUCAGGAGCCUGGAAUGCGGCUUUGCAGGUAUAGCGUGAAGUGGUAUAAUCCCCACUCUUGAAUAUCAGUGGUGAUGGUCUCUCUGAUGAUAUAGAUAAAACAUUUUUUUUUUUAUUGGACCUGUUUGCUGCUGGAUUCAGGAAUACCAUAUUUUUGGUGGGGACAAUACCACCUAUGCCUUUUGGACAGAGAAAAUGCUUAUUUGCUGUACUAAAUGUAAGUAGAUUUGAUCUAUUUCAUUUUAUCCUGCACUCCAUCACCAGCAACAUCCAAGAGUUGGGAUUAUAACACUUCAUCCUAUAACAGCAGAGCAGCAUUCCAGGCACUGGAAUAUGUGAGUGCACAUCCGUCAUCAGUUUUAUCCUUGUAUUAAAAUUGAAUAUACUGCACUAUAUAUUUUUUUAUCUCUAAUACAUAUCUGCAAGAGUCAUUACCACCAUAAGAACUGAAUACAGGAGUUUAUACUCCUCCAUAUACUCAGGUGGGGAUCAUUCCGGCCAGGCGCUCAAGUUAAAGCUACAUCUUGGCUCCCAAAAAGUGUGAGUGUAUUUGCUUCUACUUGUUAUUUAUUGGAAUUGUUACGUGCUUAACUACCAGCUCUCCAUUUCUCCCUUGGCUUUUUUAUAUAUAUACUCAGAGGACACGCACUACACCUCCCUCUGUGCAUUUAUCUUAUCAAAUUCAGCCUUUCUCACAUCUGUUUUUGCUGUUGAUCCAAAAGAAUGUGGAAAGGAAGUAGAGGACAUUGCAUGUGAAGGCUCAUUUUAUACGACGUCAGGACGCAAGGAUGCGUUUGUGAAAUACGACCUGAAGCCAGAAGCGGAAGGGGGAGGAGUCCGAUAUCGGCAAAGAAAGAGCUCGAAUAUCGGACAUAUUUAAAGGAUGAUAAGCCAUGAAUAGACAUACACUUUUAUGCCGAAAUGCAUCAGGGUAUCUGCGGUGUUGCAAGUUAUUUCACUGGGAUUUUAAUGCUGUACAUUCCUGUUUGCUAUGGGUGUCAGGAGUGAUCUGGGUUUCAGGAGUGAUCCUAAAUAGACACAGGAGAACAGUCCUAAAUGGGCUUAGAUAGCUAAAGGGGUGACAGAUAGUAAUACAGUAUACAAAUGUAUCUAAUACUCUUAACAUUUUUAUUAGAAAGUUACAAAUACAAUUAUUUUUAUAAUGCAAAUAUAUAUUUUAGAACACUUUGUAAUAGGUAAAUAAUAGGUAAAUAAGACAAACAAUUCUCAUAGAACAUGUUUGGCAUUUCGGAACAGUAGGUAAAGAGCAGGGGAGGGCUGGCAGCCUUAGGCCUGGGGGGCAAAUCCAGUCAAGUGGCCCAUCGGCUCACCAUCCAUGCCCACCUUUUCCUGGUUUUAUAACAGAUAUUUAUGUUAUGCUAAUCAGUAGCUCUUUGCCAUAUCCACUCCUUCGCGGCUCCAACUUUCAUUGUUGUCAGAGCGCAGGCUGAGAAUCUCUGAGCCUGUGCUCUGAUUCUCUAACUAAGUGCCGGAACCACGAGGGAGAGGAUAUGAUCUGACUGCACCUACUGCUGGUGCACACCAGUGGACCACCGGGGAAUCGCCACCGGACGCCUCUGUUGUCAUGGUGCCCUGUGUCAUGGCGCCCCAAAGACUGGCCCUGCUGACAGACACAGUAGCCCUCACUCUCAGUAACACACACACACAAACCCUGACAGACACACUCACUGACAGGCAGACACACACAUUCACUGACAGACAACCACUUACUUGACAGACACACUUGCUGAGACACACACAUGCACACACUGACAGACACACAAACGCUGACAGAUAUACUUAUUCACAGACACAUACACUUACAUACACACUUACUGACAGACAGACAUACACACUCACUGACAGACACACUCACUCACUCCCUGACAUACAUCCACACAGACUGACUGACAGACACACUUACUUUCAGACACACAGACUCCCACAGUCUAGCACACACACUCACAAAUUAAUUUUAUUGCUUGUUGCUCCUUCCUUUAGGAGUCCUCUGGGUCCUCGGGGUCCAGUGGCUUUCUUGAUCUUCCUGCUCCUUUCUGCUCCCUCACACUGUUUAGUGAGGCAGGCCAGAAUGAUGUCAUAUUCCGGCCCCUGGCAUCACCACAGAGGGCGCACAAGGGAGCAGGAAGAUCAUAAGCACAGUCAGCACUCCCUCGCCGCCUGCCUCCUUCUUCACCCGACUGGUAUAUUGCUGCAGAGUAGGCACCUGCCGUUUUGGGGGUCACUAGGUGGACAACUGGUGGGCUCCCUGUGACAGGACAUCGGCCUGUUCUGUGCGGCACCCUCCACCUCCUGGAGCCUGGGCGCGGUGCACCCUGUGCACCCACCGAGGAUCGGCAAAGCAGUGGCCAUGUUUAAAAUGAUUGAGAUCGGCCUGGGGGGCAAUUGUCUCCCUGUCCCACGUCCCAGCCUGGCCCUGGUAAAGAGGGAACUUGCAAAAUGAGCUUCCAAUGUAAAAGAAAAUGAAUUACAAUAAAUAAAUAUCAAAUGAGCAGAAAGUUUAAUAAGAUUCUUAAGUUUUGUAUUUAUAUGAACUUUCUUAUGUAUGUGACAUAAUGAGCAAUGCUAUCUGACAAUCUGGAAAUUCAUUUGACUCCUUUCUGUGUGACUAAAGGCCUAUAUUAUUUCUUUUUGUUUACAGAUUGUUCAAAGUACUAUUUUGUCACUGCAGCUGUGGUUGUUACAAUAUGGCUCAUUGUAGCACUGGCCCUGUACAUCUUAAGAAAAAAGAGAACAAAACGUAUGUUUCCACAUAUGGUGUCUGCCUGCAUGUACUUAGCUGAACUCUGCAUGGUUUAAAGUCCAAUUCAUCCUUUAUAUCCGGCUAGCACAUUUGCACUUCACUUUGUGCUUGACUUUUGUUUGUCACUUCCUACAACUUGAGCUAAUUGGUCCAGACUGCAUAAUUCAGUUAGGUUCUGCUGGGUGGGGAACAGGAAGGAACACACCAUAACAAAAGGGGAACACAGUGCACACCCCAACAUUAGGGAAGUCUACAUUGCAGAAGAAGUAGUGUGAUUUCAAGUGCUAUUCAACACACAUCCAAGAGGACUAAAGACAUUUUGGUUGAUUUAUCAGUGUUUGGAAAAAAUUGUGUUUUUUAAUAUACGAGUUAGACUUGGAUGUCAGUAAAAGAUCCACGAUAUCUACUAUGAUACUUAUUAUCAUGACUGGCGGCCUCUCAGUGUACCCCUAAGUGCAGACUUUGCAUUUUGCUCCCCCCCCCCCAAAAAAAACCCACUGAUAAAUAUUUUAAUACAAAAUCCUUAAUAGUUUGCAACUCUAAUGCAUUCUUCUUGUGGUGGUGAGAUGAAACUAAAACUUUAAAAUACUAGUUUUAACAUCAAUGGAUUAAUCCUUCCCCCAUCCAUAUUUUUUACUAAAAAAAAACAAAAAAAACAUCCUUCCUGUUCCAUAUGGACUUGCUUUUAUCAUUAUGUUAUUUUUAAUCUCUUGCCAACCUUGUAUUAGAUCACUAAACAACUGCACACAGUCAAAAAUGAAAUCCACAUUUGAAUUCAGAGACUGGCACUAGACCAGGGUUAUAGUGGACCAACCCCUCAUAGCAAUAUAAUACAAGUCUUAUAUUAAAAAAAAAAAUGAUGGGGGCAGAGCCAAGCUGCCAUGCUGAGAGGUCGCAUAUGAGACCAGCUCCAUGCAAAAACGCUCUUAAUCAGCCCAAAUUUGGGCAAAAACCCACCAAAUCGAUGAUUAGACGACCUAGAGAAGUGAGCACUUAAAUGCAGAGCCAAGCGUCAAUUAUCCCAAUUGAAAUCGGAGGCAUCUAACCUGGGAUAGAUCCGAGGCCUACUCAGACAAAGCGAUGGAGGCGCCUGAUAUCCACGCCGCCUGCAACCAUUCACUCUGAGGUCUCCCCGGUACACUUCCUCCCCCCCUGCUGGUGAGGGAUAUCCCGGUAUUUUAAGCUUGAGACACAGCAGCAAAACCAAAGCGGGAACUGUCCCACACGGCCGGCACAGCUCCAGCAACCACCAGGCCACUAGGACGCAGCUAAGAUGGCUGCCCAGGGAGGACCCCAAAAGCGGAGCACAUACGCCCAACCAUCCACGCACCCCCUGGGGGAAUUUGACCGGCUUUGCGAGAGCCUCUGGACUAUGCUGCGCGAACGCGGAAUGGCUUACCGCCGGGCAGCAAAACUAGUGGCUACAUGGAUUCGUCCAGUGACCCGCCGGCGCCAUUAUAGACACCCACCACAGGCAUCCGGGAAGGCCGCCAGGCUACGCAAACACUGCCGCUCUCAUGGGCAGGAAAUAACGCCAUAUUACAUGGGCGACCGCACCUACCCCCACAUUAAGGAGACCACUAAACCAGCCUUCCACGCCAGCUACUCACCUGACCCGAGAACCGGCGCUCGGCGGAGCUUGACCCCGUCCCUCCAAGCUACAACCGCAAACUGGGGAGCCGCACAGCUAAACACUCCACUGAAUGCUGCUGGAGCGGCGUCCCAGUCCAGGGGCGCCUUCGAGGAGUCAAACGUCGACGGCAAGAGACACGUCCAUGCAAUGGGCAUCGGCUAAAGGCCUACCUCUGUGCCCCUCAGGUGGACAUGCCUCACCUGCAUCUGGAGGACACGCUUACAGCCAUCGCUGUGCAGACUACCCGCAUCAAGUAACCACAAAAUUUUUCUUUAGUUGCUACCGUAGGGAUAGAACGUUACCAGUGACUCUUUACCUUAAUAGCUAAUGCCAGCUCGACUUCUAUUCACACAUAUAUUGCACCAAACAUAGUGAGCCAUGUAGAGAUGGCUCCAUACUUUCGAAACAUAAACAUGACAAGCAACAUUUUAUUAUCGUGUUUUACCCUUCAUGCCUAGCCAGCCUCUCUGAGUUACCAAAAUAGGUUCUAUAGCUUAGACAUGAGGAACUAGCCUUUAUUCCCUGGUUACCUAUUUGAAUGUUAUCAUAUUUUCACCCAGUGUAGCACAUUUAAAAUUACAUUUACAUAAUGACCCUGCAUAGGCAGACACCGUGAUAGAUGUGUUUAGCUCAAUCAUGUAAUUCCAUGUCCUAGCCUGUUUUCCUUUUAUUGUGACUACUGGGUGAUGCUUAUCUGUUAGCCAAGAAAAGUUACCUUUUGUUUUUAUGAAACCCAGAGGAAAAUCCUGUUUACUUAUCUGUUAAAAAAAAAAUGUGUGCAGUACCUCUCUAUUCCACAAGCCUGUUUAAAAAAUGUCACCCACUCUACUUGUUAUUGCUAUUGUGGCACAACAAGCGACUGUAUUAACUGAAUGCACCACAAAAAUAAAGAAUUAAAAAAAAAAAAAAAUGAUGACUCUACCCCUCCCACCCACUCCUAAAAUACAUCUACCAAGGCAUACUGAGUUAUUGAGACUUAAUCUAUCAUGCUGAUCCAAUCAUAACUGUAAAAAUACUUACCUGCUCUGUGCCAAGCAGCUACUCUCCCGCUGCAUAGCCUAACUGCUCCACGCAGCUGCACGGCUGGAAACCUGCGGAGCAUAAUAUAUUUACUUAUUCGGCACUGGCAAAUUGCUCCUAUGCAUUCAUCAGCGUCAAUCUGCUGCUCCUUACAUCCAUAAUCUCGAAUGCUGCCCCCUCCAAGCGUGCGUCUUUAAAUAGAUUUAAAAGUUAUGCCGUCACCUCUGCCCUCAUAUUGACGACUUCAUUUAGGCGACCCUAUGCACUUGUUAAUCUAUAUAAAAGCCUGUUUAGGCCCUUACACUUACUCGUGGUUUCUAUUUAGUUACACAUUAAGUGCUUCAAGCGACUCUCUUGUGAGUUCCCGUAAUUGACCUUGGUUUCGUUUUGACUUUGAGAACUUUUGUUAGCCAUUACCCGAACCCAACUUGUUUUUCAUGUUUCUGUAUUUCUUUAUUUCUGACCUCGGCUAUUCCUGACUUUGAUUCUUUUAAUACGUUAAAGGACCACUCUAGGCACCCAGACCACUUUAGCUUAAUGAAGUGGUCUGGGUGCCAGGUCCAGCUAGGGUUAACCCAUUCUUUUAUAAACAUAACAGUUUCAAUGACAGCCGCUAGAGGCGCUUGUGUGCUUUUCACUGUGAUUUUCACAGUGAGAGCACGCAAGCGUCCAUAGGAAAGCAUUGAUAAUGCUUUCCUAUGCGACCGGCUGAAUGCGCGCACAGCUCUUGCCGCGCGUGCGCAUUCAGCCGACGGGGAGGAGGAGGAUCGGAGGAGGAGAGCUCCCCGCCCAGCGCUGGAAAAAGGUAAGUUUUUACCCCUUUCCCCCUUCCAGAGAUGGGCAGGAAAGGGGUAGACUAGUAUACCACUAUUUGGACCCUCGUAUUCUGUUUCCUGUGAGUUAGGGUAACUAUAGGUUAUCUUUUUUUGUUUUAACCUUGGGGAUUAGAGUCAAUAUAUUUUGCAUAAAUUCAUCGGUAAGCAAAUGAACACCUUGUAAGUAUUUGCACUCUAAAAAGUAAUGAGGUAAGAAAUGACAUCUAGUUUGUAAAGAUUGUAAUUGCAGAACAUUUUGCUUAGAUACCAACUGUCUUGUUUUUUCCCUGACAAUGACACUUCUUGGACUCCUCUCCCUGCAAACACAGCUACUGGGAUCUGUCCCAGUUCCUGAAAAUCUGCCCAAAAGUUAUCGUUUUUGGUCACAUAUUUAAAAAUACUGAUCACAAACUGAAACUGCAUUGUUGAUUUCAGCAACAUAUACUAACCUGUAUUGGAUAGCCAUAGCAGGAACACAAGGGGCCAAGGUCCUGUGGGAGCAUAUCCAUGAUUCACAUAGUAUCACUGAUAGAGUCCACUGGUUUCAGAUUUAAACAAGACAAAGUGGGCAAACAUCAUACUGUUUUUUUUAAAUGUUAUAAAAAUAUUCUUGUGCAAUUAAAAUGUUUCUUUCCUCUGAUUACAGAAAAAAUGAGUGGUGACAUCUGUGAAAUGGAGAAAAUUGUAUGUAGUUAUGUAUAUACACGCUACACAUACAUAUGUAUUUACAUACAAUCAUAAAUUAAUGCAAAUUACAUACAUGAAUAGGCAUUUAAACACAAUCCACACAAACAUGCAUAUAAUCUCUAAUAUAAACAGGCAUAUGCAUCCACACACAUACGUAGACGUGAACAAAAAACAUUACACGUUCAUAUACACAUGUUCUGUUACAUGACAUAAAUAAUUGUAAGUGGUAUGUUUAACCAGUAGCAUAAAUAAAUGUAUAUAGAGAGUAGAUGCUUUAAACCUGGCCAAUCCUAGUAUAGGCUAUCACCAUCAUUUUGUUUAAAAAGUGGAAGACUCCAGUGGCGACUGGUGAAGUUUAAAGAUGGUGGGGAGCUAGACUCUGCUUUCUGACUUGUGUUCAGCCAACUUAACUCCAUGUAUUACGCGUGACCAAAUGAGAUGUCAUGUCCUGUACAACACCCUAAGUCCAUGCAUGUUUUUCUAAAACAGCCAUCACUGUAAAGAUGGCUAACUACACGUUUACACAAUGACAACCCUAGAAGACAGGACAGGUGUUUUAGUGAAUUCAGCAUAUAAAGCCAUUGCAUGAUAUCAGUUAUCCUGUUAGGACAAACUAAGCAUGUCUGUGAGGUUUCUACAAAUUAAAAAAAAAUGGCAAAAUCAUGCCAUUAGUUGGACAUCCCCAAAUCAUCAAUGAUGGGGGAGGUGCCUGCACAUUCAUCAGGAGCACUAUUGCUUUCCCAAACAAAAAAAACUGUGCUCCUGGAGUAACACUAGAAAAUCAGUCAUUGGCUGAAUGCAUCAACUGAUGUACUCUAGAUAGGUGAACCUGCAGAGUGUUUUUUUUAAAACCUUUCCAUCCAGGGGGGGUGGGAGGGAAAUGCCAAUGAAAUAGUAGAGUCGAUUCACUCCUCCCCAUCCGAGACUGUAGGAAUGAUAUGACCCAUUGAAACUUCCUAUUUGAAAGCAGGGGGUGAGCUUAUAUUUUGAGCAAAUUUAAAGACAUUAUUUCAGUGACUAGUUGCUUCUGGCAGAGAAAUAGGUCCAUCUACUGACUGUUAAUCAUAACCAUAAUUUCAAUGGAGGUGAGUGAGGCUUUAUGGACUAGAUUUCAUGCUACAAAAUAACUGAAAAUAAAAAUAUUUAUACAUGAUCUGGUUAUUGAAUGGUUCAAAAAUUACCUAAACUGUGAUAGAUUAUAAAUGUUUUUUGUUUUUAUUAGAAUCAGUUGUAUUCUAUUAGUAAUACAUAUUUUUCUAUAUAUCUGCACAGAGUGAGGUUACCGAAAACAUUAUCUACACUACGGCGGUGUUUGUAAACAGUGAAAAUCCUAAGGUAACAAUCACACCAUUUCUUAAAAGGAAAUAGAUAUUGCUUCUGCGGUCUGAUGACAACCAAUUCUGUUUGUAGUGGUGUGCUCAUGAAAUGUAAAAAAAUGUUUUAUCUUAUAGAAAAAUCUUUACUUGGAAACCCAUUAUCACUAGGUAAAAAAGACAGAGGACCUUCAAUUAAUAUUAUUUCCAUUGUAUUAAAAUGUGCCAUUUACCCCAUGCCUUUAUAGACCAACACACAAUUCCCUGCUCCCAACAACACAUGUGGGACAAUUAUCAUCACAAAAUGGGUUGGAAAGGCAAAAUCUCACCCGCCACCCCCAUAAAAGCACUUCACUAUAUAAUCCCCAAUUUCAAUUACACCAUAUGGCACCGCCAUGGCAUAACACACCUCCACCAACUGCUCCAGGAUCGGGAGCUUAGAAAAUUUGACUAAUUACAAACACUCUAUCACCUCAACUCAACAGCUCUCUUCUCCUACUGCCAGGUUCAAUCAUGGCUCACAAAACAAACAAUGACUACCAUAGGUAAUGUACAGGGACAACAGCUAACAGUGGUAGAAAAAAAAUCUGUGCCCGACUCGCACCCCCCAAAAAUCUACUUUCCGCUAUCUAUCAAACGUUACACACCAAGGACGACCAUAUAUCAUUCCCAUUCACUGCCGCCUGGGAGAAAGAGUUUGCAUACACCCUAAGUCUGCAAUAAUGGAAAGACAUAAUGCUAGCUCAUGGCCCGCUCUCAAAAUGUGUGUCCCAUAUGGAGCUCUCCCCUGCAAAAUCCUAUAUAGGUGGUACCUAGUUCCCACCCGCAUUAAGGCAGUGCACCCACAGGCCUCGGACGUCUGCUGGAGAUGCCAGCAACACAAGGACACAAUGCACCACAUUUGGUGGGCAUGCCUCUCUCUUACCACUUUCUGGGACAAGGUAGCAAAUACCAUAGAUCUAAUCACACAAAUAUGCUUGCCACGCAAACCAGAAAUAUUCCUUCUACAACUAUUCCCCACAAAUCUAAAAAAAAAAAAAGCAGAAAUAUCUGAUUUAUCACAUAAUCACAGCUGCACUAACUGUAAUAAGCAGACAUUGGCGAUCAGCCACUCCACCCCUGAUUGCGCAGUGCAUACAAACAAUCAAAACCACCAAAAAAUAUGAGCUGGCAGCCAGGCGCACCUCCCUGCAAAAACCAAACUAGACAGAGGUCUGGGAGGGCUGGAGCAGCUAUCUGAAGCACUCCAAAGCACCUACCUAAUAAGCCUCCAUCAGCAGAUACCUACAAACUGACACCUGUGUCCCUCCAUAAAUGGGAAAUGGUACUGAAAAUGUCACAUUGGUUGAAACACCAGAGGCGCUACAAUGCCGGAAUUAAAACCAUGUGACCAGCCCGACCACCGCACUGGGUAUAACAGGAGACAGGUGGCAGACAGAACGGAAUAGCGCAGUGCACCCCCCCUGCAUUCCCCCCUCUCUCUCUUCAUCCCCCCACCCUUGAGUCACCCUACUCCCCUACCCCUCAAAGCACCACACAAACCCGACUGUUAAAUAUGGGACACUGUCCCGCACAGUCCACCCAGAUACACAAUAAAUAUGGUAACUGUGAACAAGAAUGAAAAUGUAUACAAAUGUGAAAAUGAACACACUGUGCUGCCAUAAGUUAUUACUCUAUGUUUGCAAGAAAUUGUUAAAGCUGCCGGUUGCGGAAUAUCUAGCUGAAAUGGUGUCUUGAAAUGUCAAUAUGUCCCCCCCCCCUACCUUCUGUACCCCACCUGAAAAACCUAAUAAGAAAAAUUGAAGUAAAAAAAAAAAAAGUGCCAUUUAGCAGCAUUAAAGAUAAUCACUUUUUUUUACUUCUGCCCUGGAAUAUCUUGUCCAUGAUCAGCUUUGUCUUCUCAUAUCUGCAUAAGUGUUGCUAGAGGAAGUUUGAGGGCUGAAGCCCCAGAUACUUGGCUCUUUACCUUCAGACCUCUUCAGUUGGUGAAGGGGACAGUAGGAUAUUAUUGUUAUUUUAUUUUUAAUUUUACUUCAGAUAGCAGCUUCUCAAAGCAGCCACUUAUUCUAAAAAUAAAUAUCAGUAGUAUACUGCUCCACCAGGCUACUUAGCAAACUGGUGUGGUGCCCCCUGGUCACUUGUGGUAGAUUGCGUUGCACAACCCACUAUGAGAUGGGUAGCACGGUAGAAUCACAUUGAACUCCAUGUCUGUAGAGCAUAUGCUUUCAUUAACAUUACGAUAUUUAUGGGUACAGAGGAAGGGACUUAACAUAAAAAGAUAUAACCACAUCUCUCUGUUAGUGUAGUGGUCAUCAAGGUGUCAGAGUUGGGGAUUUCCUUCGCGCUCAAUUUCCAGGUGUUUCUGGAACCUAGAAAUGCCUCUGGCUGAUUGUACAUCCAGCUCAUCUCAAAACUUCAAAGACAAAAUAUGGAAUCAUGUUUCAGUUGUGCAAAGCCCUACAAUUGCUAUAAGGCGCUAUUCUGAAACUACCCUACAUAUGGUUCUUAUGAUAUUUAGACCACAUAUGCUACAGAAGAAGACAUAUAUAUAACAAUGUCAUGCCCAAGUACAGAACGGUGAAUAUGAGAGCCUUCAAUUUUAAUUAAAGAAUCCUGAAGAAGAAAAGAAAGAAGACAGCAACGUAUUAGCGUCUGCACUACCUUAAUGUAGUAUUUACAUGUCUGAUUAAUAUUAUCUAAGUACACACUCAAGUGUUUAGAUUUGUGUUUCUAACAUUCUCUUUAUUUAUUCACAGAGAAGAGAACCUGAAGAAGCAACAGUCUACUCUGUAGUGGCACAUAGAAAUAACGGAGUAAGCAGUGAGAGUCCGCCAAGCAAUGUUGAUAAUGAAAGCAGCUAUGGCAAUAUAAUAUCAAAUCCACAAACAACAACUGAUACCACAGACGUGUAUGCAGUCAUAAGGAAAAAUAAUUAAAUAUUCAAGGACAGUAUUGAACCUAAAUAUCAUCAAUAUCUACUACCCAAUAUGGACAAUAUGCAGGCAUUUAAUCCACCUGUUGUCGUUACCAACGUUAAAAAACAAUGCAGUAUUGUAUCCAAAAGAUACAUUUCUUGAGUAGUACUUUCACUUUGUAUACAUAUAGAUAUAUUUAAUAUUUGCAUCUGCGAAUGAAUUAAGUGAUUAACCUACUGGCCAUCAGCUUAUAGGUUGUUGCAAAGUGGGCCAAUGAAAGGGUUAAAGAAACACUCAACGUAUCAUGUUUGACAACUUACCUGAUGCCUGUUAGGCACUGGUUACCACAUCCUCUGAAGGGCAGAAGCUCCUUCAAUGAGCCUCCAUUAGCUUUUCUAAUGGAAACAUUGGAUUCACACGUGGUGCUCACCGUGCAUGCACACCAGGUCUCAAAUACUCCUGUAUGAGAAGCAUUGGAUUGGACCAUUGCCAGCAGAGGCCAUGCCUCCUCGAUGAUGUUGUGGGAGGCAGAGAGGUGAGCAGCACCGAGACUCCAAAUGAGUCUCGGUGCUAGUUGUAAUAAUUUUACUGAAAAAGUGGUGCAGACCUGAAAAUAACUAUGGACAGAGACGUUAUAACAUCAGGAAUACAGGUUUAUAUUCCUAACGCUACAGUGCUCCUUUAACCAUAACAAACAAGACAUGCAUGUCUCCAGUAUCUUCUAAGUUUGUAAGUGAUUUAUGGAUUCAUAUAGAUCCACCUGUGCUAGUGUGCUAAGAUAUGGAGCAUCUAUUAAAAAUAAAUCAAUUUCCAAAUGUGAUUAAGGAGCGAGGUUAAGGACCACUACUGUGUAUAGUGAUGAAAUAAUGCCAGAUAUCUUCAAAUUACCCUUUCAUUAACAGUGCACUUAUAUGGAGAAAAAUAAAUGUGUAAGGGAUAUUUUAACAUGUAUAAUUUGCAGGUCAUUUUUCAGUUAGUUAUUUUUUAUUGUUUUAUUUUUUUUUAAAUUCUAUUUAUGUAUUCUUAAAAAACUUAAUAAAUUAAGAUCAACGAUUAUCA